AUGGCUUGGAAUCUGCCCACCCGGAGGCGAGCCGCCCGGAGCCAUUGCACGGUGAGUGUCUCUGCCUUGUUCCGCCUCUCCGGCUCCUCCGAGAGCGACAGCCUGCUUGCGCCGCGCGCCCAGGCAGCCGGGCAGCCUUGGACAGGUGCGGCACGCAGCUCCGGGGCUUCAUGGAGGAUGCUGGCGAGAGCUAGGGCAAUGACAAAGAACCUCCAGCUUCAGGCUCCUUGCAGGAGGGGGAAAAGUGGGGGGUGGGUGGGUGGGGGGGAUGAAAGAGAGGCAGCAGCUCUGGGUAGCUUGCCUUGCAGCCCCUCUCCUGACACCGCCUCCCUUUCUGCCUCGGAUGGACAUCCUGCUGUGGCGUGCCGGGAAUGCUACUGAGCCUGCCUGGGCUGGCAGAGCCUGAGCUGAACGUGCCAGGGUGCGUGUGUUGCUGCUGGGCAUGCAGUCUGCCUGCUAAAGGGCUUGUGUGCCUGUGCUGAGCAGCUCUCAUGGCCCAAGGGUGUAUGGGCCUUUUUUUGUUUUUGGUGGGGGGUGUACUGAGAGGCAAUGCUGUGCCUCCAGGUACCAUGGCCACCCCCUCCCCUGCCCCAGAAGGCUUGUCUAUCUCCCUCAAUAGGUUUUGACAUCCCAUCAGUGUUGGGGAUCCAACUCUGGGAAGCAAGUGGAGUGGGAGGAAAGGAGGGGGGGAUCUCGGCAGCCAAUGCCAGCAAAGGAUGGCCAUAAAGGAUGCCCAUUAGCUUGCUCCAAGAUCAGGGUGGGCAAGCUGUCAUUCCCUUUGCAAGGCUGUGCUGGAGAGAGGCAUCUGUAACACACAAGAAGUGGGGAGAAAUAAAGUAAAGGAAGAGACAAAAAAAGAAAAGAAAAGAAAAGAAAAGCAUGCCUUAAUAUCCCUGGCAAUUAUUAUUAUUUAUUAAUUUUUUUAGUUGCUUCAUCUUGCUCAGGGCACCCAAAGCGACUUCAAACCAGUCAACCAGACAAAAACUCCCAACAUAGGAGAAAGAGGCUGGGGUACACUGCUAAAAGAUGAAGGUUGCAACCCUGUGUACACUUACCUGGGAGUAAUCCCCAUCAAGCACUUCUCAGACACUGUGAGUGAGGCCUGCUUUGUGUAGCCAGUAACAUUAAAAAAACCCCGGAGACAGUGUGUGUUUCAUGAUGUUUUCUGGAUGGGCUGCCAGGGCUUCAGGUUUGUUAGAGCAAGGAGGGAAACUGGUGUUUCCUCCUCUUAAGGGGCAGCGAAUGCAUGACAUAACAGGGAUGGAGAGCGCGCUCUGUUUUCUUGGCAGAACUAGGUCCCUUGAGUGGUGAUGCAUUAAUGCUGCCUUCCAUUUAUCAAAGGUGCUAUAUUCAAACGCUCAAGCGAGAGCCCACUUCCAGAUUAAGGAGCUGCAUCCAGCUGCUCUAAACUUGGCCUUGCAUUUUUUGCUUUAAAAUUGGUUACAGGCAUCAUCUUUCAGAUGCUAGUAAGGGUCUCUGUGCAGUUUAUCUCACUAGUGUGGACAUGAAUCCUGUGUGUGUCUGGUUUUUAUAAAUCUCUCUCUCUGAUCCUUCAGAAUGAGUUAUGGGUAACACAAUGCCAGCACAUAUUUGGCUGUUGUCGCUGUCCACUUGUGGAUGUGCUUUCAUUGCACACCCAUGCCUGGUCACAAGAGGACAGGCACAAUUCCCACUUAUGGCAAUGUAACUGGAGCUGGGACAGGUCCAAUGCAUACAGGCACCUAAUCUAAUUUUGGUGUCUUAAUUCACAUCGGAAAGUGUGGCUCCUGACCCUUUGAUUUUCCUCUGCCAAAUAACUGCCACUGCCAGUAGAAUCGACAAGAUGCUGCAGGAAAUUGAGCUGCCUUGAAAAUGGGCAGAUCAAUAGAAGCUCCUUGAGCUUCAUCUGGUAAUUAUUUGAUUUUGAUGUAGGAUUCCAGUUCUGUUCCUCUUCUUGACAUGAGAUCCUGGUGCCAAGCUUUGGGUUCAUGGAUAGAAGACACAAGUGGUUUCCUCUUUACCUCAGAUUACACUAUAUAGGGUGAACAUAUCAAUUUCUUUGCUUGCUCACUGUGUUGGAUCUAGUCUUUGACUUGGAGACAUGCUUUGCUCAGAUUGUAGCCUAGACAUGCUACAAUCAAUGGAGUUUGAGGCUUAAAUCCUACCCUUUGGGCUGUCUACUCCCUUUUCUUCCUUGUAUCACCAACAGAAACCAAUUUGAUCCCUUGCUUUUAGCAUCAUCAUCAUCAUCAUCAUCAUCAUCAUCAUCAUCAAACAGCUCCAAUUCAUAUCUUCUAUUAUUAGAGAUCCUUAGCAAGCUGACACGGCCUACUACACAAACCAGUUGAGCACUGAUAAGCUGAUUUAGUUCCAUUAUGCAUUUUAACACCCCAGUCCUAAAACUGUUACUUGGUAUCAGUAAUACUGGUGCGGCUUGUAAUAUAUUUAGUCAGGAUGAGGGUAUAAAUGCAUGCAUAUUCAAGUAACUGCUUUGUGGAUCACAGCUCCAACAGGCCAAUGAAUGCAUCUAUGUUAAUACAGCAUGCAGGAAGUCAGCUCCAGCCUAUGAUACAGUAAAUUCUUUUUAUUAUGCAGCUGUUAAAGCCCGGUAAACAUGUUCAGAUUCUUCAGAUGUUAUCUGUCUAACAUGCAUAAUCAGGUCAAUUAAAUCCUGAUGUUUUGGGGUGUUAUGGUGUCUGAAUGAAUUUUAAUGCUGUGGAAAGAAGCUGAGUUGAUAGCCCUGGGUAGGAGAACAAUGUUGUUGUUUUUUAUCUCUCUGCCAGGUAUAUCACACACGAGCUUUUCAUGCACUGUGCUUGAAAACAGGCACUUCUAUGAUUGCCUAAAGCAGUGGUUUUCAACCAGUGUGCUGUGGUACCCUGGGGUGCCUUGAAUGAUGGUCAGGGGUGCUGCAGGUAACACUGGCCUCUGUCUCUCUUUCCUUCCCUCCCUCCUCUAAUGCUCUCUUGAGUCUCUGCCUCCCAAAGGCUUCCACAGUUGUUCGUUGCAGCAGCCCUGCUGCCACCACUGCUGCCUCCCAUGGUAAAGUGUUGGCUUCACAUUCACCUUUGGCCAGUCUCUGUUGGGCCACUAAGGCUGGGGGAAUCCUCUGCCCAGGCCUCUGUGGGGCGCUGUGAGGAGGCACCUCUCUUUGGGGUGAGGGGGGUAGCUGCUCAGAGGACUCUCAAGGACUGGAGAAGCGGAGGCUGAGGGAACACUCCACAAAGGAGGGUGUUUGAAAAAGGGUGAGAGGCUGCCAGCUCUGCAGGCAAGAGGUGACAAAACUGGGCCCCUGAAAGGGGUGCCACAGAAAGAAUGUAGUUGGUCAAGGGAACCGUGGACUCAAAAAGAUUGAAAACUUCUGGCCUAGAGGCUAUAUUUUACUCACCAUAGGCAAUCAGGCAAGGGACCUUGGAUAAAUUGGAAGACAGUAGUUCCUUCCCACCUCACCCCAUUUGCAGGGUAUGAUGCGCCACAACUGGUUAAUAUACUGGUAUGUGGGCAGAGAAGCUCUUAACACUUUUUUUGGUGUAAGCUAGUUUUUGUAUUUUUUUGCAGACUAUUUGGAACUGCUGUGUGUGCAGCCACUGCAAAAAAUCAGGUUUGAGAAGCACUCUUUUAAUAUGUUUGUGAGCAUUUUCCUUCUUCCCCAUCCAGUUUAUCUAUUUUCAGAAAGUGAAAGCAUCUUAUCAUUAGCCCCAUCAUCUGAAUUUUUGGGGGGCAGCUGAAUGACCACACUGUCCUUUUGUACUCUGUGGAGCCUUGUAGGGCUGAUCCACCCAUAUAAGUAUAUUCUCAUAAGUCAGUGUUUUGGGGGGUGCAGCUUAUGGGCAUUGACUAAACUUGGAAACUGUUGGCCUCCAGUUGAGAGCAUAUCUUUUUGAAUUGUUAAUAGGGAGAAUUCUUUUCUGCUUUUUUUUAAGUUAUGCACUUUUCAAAUGAUUUUUAAUACACCUUACUUUAAAAAAUAAAUAAAUGAAAUGCAACAUAAAAACAAAUUAAACGGCCGCAUUAAAAGCAGCAAAAAACAACCCCCCAAUAAAAGUAGUAGACAUGGUCAUCAGACGCCUUCUGGAAUAAAGAUGUCUUCAAACACCAUCUGAAAAGGGAAAGAAAGUAACCUGAUGGACUUUCCCAGGGAGCAUAUUCUAUACCUGUGGUAUACCACCACUUAGGAAGCUCUCUCCCUGAUUCCAGUCAAUCAGAUAUAACUCACAAUUGGACAAAAAACUAAUGCAGAUUUUAAGGCUCAGAGUGGCAGAAUGGCAUAGUCUGCAAUUCUUAGGAUACAAGAUUUUUGGUCGUUACAAGCUGCUUCAAUGUGGCCAGGAGAGAAAAUUGGAGUUCUCUGGUAUCUGAAGAAAGGGAUGCUUAUCUUUUUGACAAACAGGAUUUCUUUGCGCCAAGGAGGCAUCUUCUUUUUGAUGUUUCUGAGAAUUCCAGACGACCCAUUUGUUGAGCUGAUAGGGCAAUUAGACACUGUUGCCUAUUUAAUGAAUAUUCAUUCUGAUUUGUGUGUGGGGAUGCUAGAAGGUCUGCCACAGCAAGUGUUAUCCCACACUUCCCAGUACAUUUUCUCACCUCAGAGGUGGUUUUUAGGGCGGCGUGUGACUGGUUCAGUUGCAGUGGGGGCCGCAACAGUUGCAGGGGGCACCACAACAAUGCAGUAGAAGGGAGCAUGAAUUUUAGUGUCGCACAGGGCACCACUGAAAUUUGAGAGCCCAAACUCCACCACUGCACAUCACUUUUCUUACUGGAAAAAGUCUGAUCUUCAGGGGAAGCAGAUUUAUUGCACAGGAGCUCCAGAUCAGCUUUAAUUGUGCAACCUGAAUUUGCCAUUAUGUGAUUGAACCCUGUUCCAAAAGAGCAGCUGUCUGGAAGCACCCUUUGAAAUGAGUGCAGAGAACUAGAUUUAGGGGCUUUUCCAGAUCACCUUAUUUGCAUUAUAAUGGGAAUUUUCUUGUAGGAUCCAGACAUUCUUUCUCAAGGUAGUGUUUCUGUUGUAGGACUAUUGUCUUUUUAAACAUCAAAACUAUUGUGUGUGUGUGUGUUUUUAUCAUCUGUCAUCAGAAAGGGAAAAAAUACAUUUGCGCAUUAGCUGACAUUUCCCAUCUUGUACAGUGGUACCUUGGUUCUCGAAUGGCUUGGCUCCUGAACGAAUCAGCUCCCGAGCGUCGCAAACCUGGAAGUGUUCUGGUUUGCGAACGUUUUUCGGAAGCCAAACAUCAGAUGCGGCUUCCGCUUGAGUGCAGGAAGCUCCUGCAGCCAAUCAGAAGUUUUUGAAUGGUUUUGGGAGUCAAACGGACUCCCGGAACGGAUUAAGUUCGAGAACCAAGGUACCACUGUAUACUGAUGAUUUUCAGACUUUCCACCUUUCUGUUGAGGAAGCUGUGCAGGGCACCUGAUGAAUCCAUUGCUUAUGAUAAAGGAUUGUGCUGGGUUGAGUGAUUGUUCAGGGCAGGCACUGGCCAGAAUUCUUAGGCCUCAGUAUUGCCCCACAUGAACUGAGAAUGUGCCAUAUACAAUUGCUGACAAUGUGUCUGCACAUGCUGAAGGGAACAGUAAUGGUGGACAAUAGACUUUUGUCCACCAUCACCAAUCUACUUGUUGGAGAGCCUUGAUAAGCUAGUUCCAAAGAACCCCAGAGUUCCUCAGAGCACAUUUUGAAAUCUGACUUAACUUUAGCAUGUGUGUGUAUGUGAGCGAAAACUUGUAUGAUCUCUGAAAAUGACAUCCAUCCCUUGACCCAGAAAGCUUCAAGCCUGUUAUUUAUCUCUCAGAACUUUACUAGGCUUGGCAUAUUCUGUGCCAGAUGGUGGUUAUAAUGACUGUAUAAUCCAGAGACCAGUGAAACAGUAUGGCAGGUUCUGUCUCAAACGCUACAGGAAGGAGGACAGAAAUAAGGCCACACUCUCCUUGAGGAUUUGAUUAAGUCUGUGGUGAUACGUUCUGUUUGUAGGUUCAUGGCCACAUAUGGAUUUAUGAUGAAGGGACAUGGACCCUACCACAAAACUGGAUGCAGUGUGGAGGAAAGUUGUUCACAAAAUGGCUGCCAUGGGAAUGUGGCCAUUCACAAAAUGGCUGUCACCUUUAAAGUAGCAGAAAAGGAGGCAAUACAAGAAAAUGGUGUAAAUUUGGGAGACUUUAAUUCAAAGUCUUUGGAACUAAGGGGUCAGUCUUGUGAAACCCAGCUUAAGAGAACUGCAUGGCAGAAUCCCAAAUAUCAUUUUAUCUGGGGGGAAAAUGCAAGUGCCUAAUAGGUCUUGAGCAAACAUCCUUGUGGGUAGUUAGGGGAGGUCAGAUUCAUCGGGUGCAUGCUUUUGGCUGGGAGAAAGGUUGUCAUGCAGAGUUUGUUAUUGUGCAUGUUGGUCUGUGGCCUAGUAUUAAUGAACCCCCAUUGGUUUUCUGUUCUAGCAGUUGGUUGAAAUGGAGGCAGAAUGAGCCCCAUAGGAAGAGUAAGAUGUUUUUCAUACAGAUGAGGGGGGUGGAAUCUGAAUUAAUUACCUCCUGUUUCCCAAAUAGGCUUAGAACUGUCAGAACUAAUUUUCCCAUCUGGGGCUUGCAAUGCAUGGCAUCCUCGACAGGGGAGAAUAUUAUCUUGUGGGGGAAGGGAGGUUACUAAAGAGGACGGAGGUACGUUUGCCCCCCUCCUCCCUCCCAGUUCCUUGUAAUUCUGCAGCUAUGAUGGAAAGGCUUUCUUCUGCCUUGAGAAAAGUAAAAUAAGGACAGAGCAAGCUGUGUGACAAAUGGCUUUCAAGCUAUUGCUGUCCCAGUAGCAGGCAGCCUGCCAAACUAUUUAAGCCCAAUAAUAAUAUAGUUCAGCAAAUCUGAAGCCACCUAGGAAAACAGCAGCAUUCAGCUCGCUGACAAGCACACAUGCUUAAUGCUCCAUGCUUAAGUUGAAGGAGAAUCUCCCAGAAACAUUUACAAUAUGGCGUCUACUGGACUCUACUUCUAACAAAGACUAUCCAACAGAGGGCAGUGGUGAGUAACCUUAACUAAGCUCAGUUGCCAUCCAUUUAACAACUAGUUUUAGAUUUCCCUUUGAAUAUUUUCUGGCAUGUUAUGAUUAUCAGUGAAAAAACAUGGUGUUCUUUGUUUUGAUCUGUUUUGAAAAAAUGAUAAUUUCCCCUUUAUUUUUUUUUCAACAGUUGAUUCCAAACCCUGAAAGAGUUCAGACUGUGUUUUUGUGGGUGGGUGGAGAGAUUGGACCACAAAAUGACUGGCUUCAGAGUACAUUAUGUGAUGUAAAAAACUCAACAUUGUGUAUUAUUAUUAUUGCUUUAUUAAGGUGUGCCAAAAAAUACAGAGUCUAAAUGAUUAAAGUAACUGAGCCAAUGAUAUUUCAAAAAGAUUGUGGGUCUGAGUACUGCUUUGAUGUGCAUGGCACAAAAUGGCUUCCUUCAUUUCCCCUCAGUUGUGCGUAGAUAUUACUGAUUCAUUGGGCUAAGGAACAAAGAAGCAGGUGUGUCGUAUUGUUCAUGUAGUGUUAUGUUGUUCAUCGUGCCAUUAAAAAUGUAUCUGAUCAUCAUGUUUCUGGACCGUUCGUUAUUCAUGAAAUAAGGGUAUGUUUUUAUUCAGAUUAAGUAAUAAAAACCUGCUGUGAUAUUUUUCUGUCCUUGGUCUGUCUUUGGUUUUAGAGAAUCCUGCAUGUGGAUUCAGUGCAGAUGUUGGCUAUCACCUGGACAGUUUGCCUAUUUCUUGUUAUGAAAAUAUAUAAGCCAGAAUUACUUUCAGGUUUUGGAUCUUGGAACACUGAACUGUUCUGUGCAAUUUUUGGUAAGUGUAAAACCCAAAUUUGCUGCCAGACUGCUCCUAAGGUGUGUCCCUUGCUUUAAAGCAGCCUCAUGGAACAGGCCAUUAAAAUAAAUAUAAGUUGGGCAUUAAAAGAACUGGCUUGGCUGGUUUAAAAACAAGGAAACAAGCCCCUGGAUGGUUUGGUAAUGUCUGCUUAUGAUCUGGUAUCAGCAGUUACCACUCAUUUCCAGCUAAAUACAUAGCCUGUCAAUGGCUGGCCAGUCUUUAUAGACCACGGGCUUUGACCUGGUGUGGUCUCAUGCAUUUCACAAGCAUUGGUCCCUGAAGCCUUCUGACCUUGCUGUAGAUUCAUUAUGGCAGCCAUGUUUGCUUUCUGAGUUCCCAUGGUAACCAAAUAGUAGGAGUAAGUGGUCUCGAAAUGGCUUGGAAAUGAAGAAGGGAUAACAGCGACCCUCAAACUGAAGAGGAUAGAUUCUGUGUUCUGAGGAGCAGUUUAAAUCUGAACGCCUCACUUCACAGAGGUUGCAGGACAUAGUCCCUGUAUAGUAGCUGUAACGUGCAAGACAGUCUGCCAUGGCGCAGAUUGCAGCAGCCAUUGCAUGAAGACUAUCUGCCAUACUACCACCAAGCAGUCAUCUUGGAGACAGAAGACACUAUGUGAACUAUCCACCUGAUAUAGGCAAGUGGAGCCAUUCCAAGUUUGGCAGUGUUUUGUUAGGACGGGGGAGUUAGAUGAAAUAUAAUCGGAAGUCUGAACAGAAAUAUGUGCUUGAAUUUGAAUCAAAUAAUACUGAAAGGAUGCAGGAGUUUUAAAAUAUGCGUUAAUGUUUCAAAAUGAAUGUGCACAGGGCACCCUGCUGCUAUGAUGGCUCGUAACUGCUUUGCCCCGUAAUGAAACAGAUCACUCUUUGUUGAUACAAAAAUCCACAUGAGUGGCUUUUGCAUUGCAGUAGUUACCUUCUCCACUCAAAUGUUUGGUGCUCAAGUGAAUAUACAGUACCAAUGCUCCUUAAAUGCUGCCAAGCACAGAUGCUACAGCUGCCCUCUGUGUUUAGGGUUUGAGGUCAUGCAUCGAUUUGUCCCUAUCGAUAUGUAGCAUUGCUGCUGUGCUGUAAGAUGCCACUUCUGCUUUCCCCCAGGCUACAUUAAAUGUGACACACAUUCCCCCCACCCUGGUGAUCUAUAGCAGACUGAAGAAAUCUCUCUUUAUUGUGGAGAUAACCGAAAGCCUCUGUUGAUCUAUAGGGCUGGAAUGGAUUCAUUUAUACUGUACAGUCCAAACUCUACUACGACACAAGCAAAAAAGGAGGUGCAUCAUGGUGGUAUUCCUAAUGAUAGCACAAGUCCUUUUAAGCUGCAUUUGCUAAACAUAUUCCUUGAUUUUGAAGGGAUAUUUCAGGUUGCCAUACAUCCAGAUUUUCCUGGACAUGUCUGGGAACAGCAGAAUGACGUGUGGGCGGAUUUUCACUAAAUCGGUAGAAUGUCUGGGAAAACCUGGUCGUAUGGCAAGGAAGGGGGCUCAACAACUUUGUCCAGAUUUUCACUUUUGGGAAUAUGGCAACCCUAGGAUAUUGCAUAGGGUGGUGGAGUUUAUAAAGUCCAGUUUUUGGUUACUCUGACUCCACCCCCCCACCUGUUCAUCUCAUAUUUCACUUUUCAACACAGCAAAGGAUAACUGCAGGCUUUUCUUUUGGAUAUGGUCAGUUGUAAGAAGACACACAUACCAUGCACCUUGCCAAGCUCCUUACUGCCUCCUGUUGGCUGCUUUCCAUUUUGGAAUCUGAAAUACUGUUAUUCUUCUUUCUCUAAUCACUGACACAAGUUCAGGGUGAGGUUAUGUAGCUGUCUGGCUGCAAGGGAGUGUGCGCAGGUUUUAUCUCCAGACCUUGUUCAUUCUUCAGCCCAGACCUGAUGUCAGGCAGCAAAUAAUUCUGUGCAAACACCAGCCAGACAUGUGCAUUAUGACUUAAUCCUCCCUUGUGACCGGCAUGGAGGCCUUAAUCCUCGGGUGUUACUGAAAGCGUUGUGUGCGUGUGUGCAUAUGUGCUACAGAACAAAAAAAGAAUGUAUCUCACUUCUUUGGAAAGCACCUUUUAGAUGUGUGGAAUAAUUAGAACAGCUCUCUCUCCCCCCUGCCCCGCCACAGUCCAAACACCAUGAACAUAGAGCUGUUUUUUGCUGUCACUGAUGGGAAUGGAGCAGAAUGAGGCUGACCACAGGAGUCCAAUACCCAGUGGAUUCGGUGGCUACUACAUUUUGGAAAAGCUUUGUGUUUCCGCAUGCUGUCUGGGCCGAAAAGUGCUCUGCAUGCUGAGGAUCUCUUCCAAAAGCCCAAACACUAUUGUGGUGGGGUUAUAAUGGUUAGAGUGUCAGACUAGGACCUUGGGAGACCAGGGUUCAAAUUCCCACUCAGCCAUGAAGUUCACUGGGUGGCUUUGACCCAGUCACUGCCUCUCAGCCUGACCUAUCGCACAGGGUUGUUGUGGGGGGUUACAUGAGGAAGGGGAGAAGAACCUUGCAGGCCACCUUGAACUUCUUGGAGAAAAAGAUUGGAUAUAAAUGCACCCAUUUGUCAAAUGCACCCAUGGUGAAGAGUUCUACCCACCUGCUUUGGGAAGAGGCUGCAUUUUCUCUUUUUUGGUCAUGUGUACAUAGACGUGGGCUUGCUGAUCGGAAGGUCGGCAGUUCGAAUCCACGCGAUGGGGUGAGCUCCCAUUGCUCGGUCCCUGCUCCUGCCAACCUAGCAGUUUGAAAGGACGUCAGAGUGCAAGUAGAUAAACAGGUACUGCUCCGGCAGGAAGGUAAACGGCGUUUCCGUGCGCUGCUCUGGUUCGCCAGAAGCGGCUUAGUCAUGCUGGCCACAUGACCCGGAAGCUGUACGCCGGCUCCCUUGGCCAGUAAAGCGAGAUGAGUGCCACAACUCCAGAGUUGUCCGCGACUGGACCUAAUGGUCAGGGGUCCCUUUACCUUUACCUUUUUACAUAGAAAGAAGAUAGAUGAACAAAUAAUCUGAUCUGGAAUACAGCCACUUUCUAAGAGUGUCUGCUGUCCUAUCUGCCCAUCUCUGCUUCUCCCUUUAGCUGAUGGAACGGUUUCUGUUUUUUCCUGCCUCUGUGAUCUGAUGAUGUAGAUGGUAGGAAGACUGCCAGGACUUAGGGUGCACAGAUGACAGCUAGAUUUCCAAAGGAGGUUUUGUUUUUCCUGUUUUGCCCUAUGUGUGGCCAGAUGGGAAGGUGUGGUGAGGUUGGUCCUUUAGAAACCAAAGCAGAAUUCUCUUGAGUGAUUUGGUCUGUUGUUUGAUCUCAGCAGGUGUAGCUUCCAUGUGCCUUAAAUACAGUUCCUCUAAAAAUCGCAUCCCUUUCUCUACCGCAGAAGAUUCCUCCAGGAGCGCUUUGGCUUACGACUGUUUGGUAUGCAGCCCAAGUCUCAAGCAUUGCAGUCAGAGUCCUUUUGGGAUGGAGCCUGCGUCUAUUGAAGAGAGUUCAUCUCUCAGCGCAAAGCAGGAGCUGUGAGCUUAAAGGAAGGAGAAAGAGGGCAUUUAUCUAAAUGGGAACAAAUAUUCAAAAUAACAGUAGUCACUGUUUGUGCCUCCCUCGUGAGUAAAGGGUUGGGAAUGUUUGGGACAGGGUGUGAAAUAUGAUGCAAAGGCUCAUAUGACAACAAGGGAAGCGGCUGGAUUUCAAAGGUUGGUAGGGCUGGAUGAAGUUCAGCUAAGUCCAGGCUGCAUGCACACACACACAUCCAUGCAGGAGACAUUCUGCAAGGCUACCCAUCACCCAUAGGAGGCGCCGAGAUCCCAGGUGUUCAUACAGCUAAAGGAAAUAGGGGAGAAUCAGUAUGAUGUAGUGGUUAGAGUGCUAGACAAGGGCUCUGUUUUCUUAGGGUGUAACUAGUUGUGUCAGACCAUGGCUCCCCCACUGUAUUUAGACUGGGGAGACCUGGGUUUAAAUCCCACCCAGCUAUUAAGCUGACUUGGUGACUUUAAAGGCAGCCAUUGUCUGGCAGCCUAACCUACUUCACAGGGUUGCUGGAUGAAUGAAACGUACAUCACUCUGGGCAACUUGGAGGAGAUAAAAAUGUCACAAAUAAAGCACAAUAAAUUGAAAACCGCAUCAUUCAGCAGUACAUUUCACAGUGCCUGCUUUAAAGGCAUGGAAAAGAAGUAGGGAGUCACGUGUACUAGUUUGUCACCAGGCCUGAAAAAGAGCCGUUUCAAAUCUGCAUGACAAUUUUAAGUACUUCUUUAGAUGAACAUUCUAAUUUGCAACCUUCUGAAGGAAAAGAAAAAGGGUGGACCAGUUAUUUUAUCUUAAAUGUAGGCUCUUUUUGUCAUGUGAAUGGGCUGUCAGUCUGGUGUCUUAUUGCAGCUCUCUGUGCUCGCAAGGCCCUUUGUCCCAUGUCUGCUUAUUUGGCUUGGCAGCCUGGGGUGGUGGCAGUGCAGGGCCUCCUCUGAACUGGCCUAUCAGCUGCCUGAUUGACUCUAAUGUGCCUCUAGCCCCACCAGCAGCCACCCAGACAGGCGUUAAUUGCAGGAGCUGGAAAAAGCAAUAAUUAAGAGAUAAUGAGAAGGCUUUUGUGUGAGUCUGGCGUCCUGCAUUCCUGUCAGCAAACAUGCUGCUUGGGUGCUGAACCACCCAGUUCCUCCUCUUUUCACACAUAGGACCAGCUCUGCUCACUCCUCUUCAAUGGAGCUGAUGCAACAGGCAGCCCUACAAGCCACUGAGACCCUGGACUCUUGCCAGCAGCACUCCCCAAGCGCCAUUGUGUUGUCAGAGGUGCUGACGGAAGAGAGUUCUGAGGGACAUAAUCCUUUCAAUGCAAUUUGGAGGAGGACAAUGGAGAUUGCUUUGAACCCAUAGCUUUCGCCCACAUCUGCACUGGGUUCUCGUUGGGUUGCCAACUUCUCAACUGACGCUUGCACUGUGCCUUUUUGACAGCCGCUUGAUAUGUGGGGGAGGCAUUAGGAGGUGACGUUUGGAAAUAAACAUUGUUGCUUGCUAAAAUCAGCCCAUCAAGCUGCUGUCAAAAGCAUGGAAGCAAGGGUUUGUAGUACCUCUAGGCGUUUCCACUUCUUACAGCUUAUUUUGUUUCUUUACUGCUGUGCCCCCCAUGUUUAUGAAAUCGUAUCUCCCUUUUAAAUGGGCAGAUGGAGCCUUAGCACAUUGGCUCAGAAGCCCCACUGUGUUCAAUGGAGCUUACUUGCUAGAAAAUACACAUCUCAGAUUGCAUCCAGACUAGGGGGAUGCUCACAUUAGUGGCGUAAAAUGCAGUAAGGUAAUUUGUUGUUCACAUCAGAGAGGGGGAGAUCUCCACCAACAUGCGCAUUCUGUUUUUGGCUUCCCUUCUCUUGCACUGCCCUCCUGGGAACUCCUAUCCAUGAAGCUGUCAUCUGUGCAUAUGUGCUAACAGUGCAUGUAUGAAGGCUGUUCAGAGUCUGUUCACAUUACUGCUUACUCCACAUUCAGUUUUCUAGUUGGAUUGAAGCUGGUUUAAGGGGGAAAAUACAGAAAAGAGCAGUAUUUUUCAAAAAACGGAAGCAACCAAAUGGAUUAUGGCUAAUGUCGUGUGAAUGUGGCUUCAAAAACUAGCUGUGGGUGCCCACUGGAUGCAAAGUAAGCUGUCCUGUGAUCAUACCCUAGAUCUGCCUCACAUCAUUCUAGAAUGAGUCUUGUGGCACCUGAAAAACAAACCAAUUCAUAUGUUUUCAUAGAGUAGAGUCUGCUUCAUCAGAUGUAACAAUUAAAGAUGCCACAAGACUGGUCUUUCCUGCAUUGGACUGACUUGGCCACUACCCCUAUUAAACUCAUUUGAUUACAACUUCUCUUUGUUUACUACUAGGAGAAGGCCUCUCCUUUUGUCUUUGGUCUUGUGGGAUCUAUGUGAGUGUUUAGGAUCGUUGCAUGAGUAUGGGCUCCCAUUUGCACAGAGGCCUACAUGCUCGGACUUCAGUGUACAUAGGAUCUGUACGGAUGAUCUCUACCCUGCAAAAAUGGAGACUAGAUAGCUCAGGCAUGCAGAGCCUACAUUCAUGGGUGUGUGUUUGUGUGUGUACAUAGGUCCUGGUGCUGGUCGGGCAAUGGUGAAGGGGUGGGGCCAGCAAAUAGAAUACAGCUCUUCCCUACCCCAGUACAUUCCUCCACCCUAUGUAGCUUCUGUUAUAAUUUCAUUUAUUUUUUAAUACACAUCUUUGAUGUGUUGCAUCUAAUUGUGGUUAAAGAAUACAAAUGUUAUCAAUAUACCGUAUUUUUUGCACCAUAACACUCACUUUUUUCCUCCUAGAAAGUAAGGGGAAAUGUCUGUGCAUGUUAUGGAGCGAAUGCCUGUGGGUGGCGGUGGGGAUCUGCUGCAGUCGUGAGCAGAGGAUCCAUGGUUCCCCUUCCUUCCCGCCUCCAUGGUUACAAAGCAUGGAUCCACAUGGAUCCUCAGGAUUUUUGCAUUGGGCUACUCCAAACUCACUGUCAGAUCACAUGUCUGUGGCCACAGCAUGAACCACAAAAAUCAUAUAUCCACUAUUUUGUUUAGAAUAUUUUUUUUCUUGUUUUCCUCCUCUAAAAACUACGUGCGUGUUAUGGUCUGGUGCGUGUUAUAGAGCAAAAAAUACCAUACUCUUCACUCUUUGAGGGCCUUGGUUAUUUAGUGUCCUUUCAGUAAAAAAAAAAAAAAAAGUAAAGGACCCCUGACAGUUAAGUACAGUCGCAGAUGACUCUGGGGUUGUGGUGCUCAUCUCGCUUUAUAGGCCGAGGGAGCUGGCAUUUGUCUGCAGACAGUUUUUCCGGGUCAUGUGGCCAGCAUGACUAAGCUGCUUCUGGCACAACAGAACACCAAAACCAGAACAGCGCACGGAAACGCCGUUUACCUUCCCGCCGCAGCGGUACCUAUUUAUCUACUUACACUUUUCUGGCGUGCUUUCAAACUGCUAGGUUGACAGGAGCAGGGACCGAGCAACAGGAGCUCACCCUGUCGUGGUAGCAUACGGUCCUUUCAGUAGCAUACCUCAAAUUCCCAUGUGUAGGUGGAGCUGAGCACAGAGUAUUGCUCUUAUUAAGUAUUUCUUCUGUACCACAUAGUUAAACUCUGGCGCUCACUCCCACAGUAGGCAAUUUCCUCCACUUUCUUGUCCCUUGUGUUAGCAGUGGUAUCCCAGUGCAUUGGUUCCACAAGCAGUAGGUACCACUGGAGCAACAGUGGUAAUAUGGCAGCAUGGGUCCCAUAUGACUGCUUGUCUUGAGGCUCCUCUGAUACAAGGUGAAUUUGGAAGCCAACCUAUCCCUGCACAGCACCCUUAAGUCAAGGGUGCGAUAGGCUUAAAUCAGACAUCUCAUAACCUAUGGCCACCCUGUAUGUUAAACAUCAAUGGGGAUUAGGUGCUCAUACUUUUUGCCUAGAUUAUAAAGUUAAAUUCUUAUUAGCGUCAUUAAGUAUGUCUUAAAAGAAUAAGAUGUGUUGGAUGGAUUUAGCAUAAGAACAGUUAACGAUCCUGUUUCAAAGUCUGUAAUGGAUACCCCAAGAGGAAUUGAUCUAGGUCCCUGGAAGAGAAACUAAUCUUAUGAGCAACACUUGAGUAAAUACAAGUAAAGUUGAAUAGUCUCUCCAAUAACAUCUGUUUCCUAUAAUGUUCACGUUAAUGGAAAUGUAGAAUUGGGAUAUGUCUGCUCUUUCGAGAAUUUGGGGUUUGGUUUUUUUGUUAGAAACAGAAAUGUUAUCCCAUACAUUGAGUUUUUGGGUUAGGGGUAAGAAAAUGAAUGAAAAUCCUUUUAAAAGCAUGUGCAGUUGAAGCAUCACAAUUUUAAUAGCAAACGAAGAGACAAUGUAUUAUUAAAGAGAAUACAAAUGAAAGUGCUUUUUUAUUAGAAAGAGAGAGAAUACUAAUACAAAAUACAUCUUAGCAGCAAUGUACAAUCGAUCGAUACAAACAUGAGAACAGUGAAAUUGAAGAGAACUGGAAAUUGAUUUGGGAAACAUGAGCUUAUAUCCAUGCUAACAGCAUUGUUAAUGUGGGCUCUAUUUGUUCAUUUGUUUUAGCAACAUCUCCCCUUGCUUAGGGUAGGGCACAGGAAGUCAGUGCCCAGCCUCUUCCAAAGGGGAACAUCCAACAAUCUAUGGCUGUUUUCUUCCUGAGAAAGGAUGGGGCUAUUUGGAUGGAUCUCUUCCUUUGAUGUGCAUGGCAUUUUUGCAUUUUCCAUGGGCCUUGGGUUGUGUGAAGGGCAGGUUGGUGAAGGUGUUUUGUGGGCAGCUGUUGAAUCAGAUACAUAAUAGAAGGAACAACCUAGAGGAAGUGAAAGUGUGAGUGGGCUGAUGGAGCGCAUGAGAGCUCCAUUUAAAAACAAGGCAACCAUCCACUUAACCCCAGGCUGCGCUCCAGAAAGCAAUAGAUUAGCUAAAGCAGCUUUGACUUGACUUCCUCUGAUCUUGGGCACAGUCAGGUCAAUGGGGGAAAGAAGCCAAAGCCACGGAUUCCUGGAGACUGUUGUCGCCUUUAUAUCAAAAUAUUUAUUUUAUCACAAUAUUUAUAGACCACCCUUUUAUAUAAAAUAUCACAGCAGUGUGCAAUGAAAUAUUCAAGUAUUAUUAAAACAGUGUCAUAAGAACAAUAGGAAAUAACCAUAGAAACUGACUCAUUUUGGCAAAGUUUAAACACCUGUCGACACAAAAAAGGUCUUCAACAGAAAUUUGAAAAUUAGCAGGAUAGCUUUGCUUUGCUUAUUGUACCUUUCCCUUCCUUGGAGGUAUGGCCCAGUGGCUAAUAGCUGUUGACCUAUCCUGCCUUCAUUUGUCUAAUCCUUUCAAACAGCCAUCUAAAAGCCAUUAUGUUAGAGAUGUGCAUCAUUGCAGGCUUUUUAAAGUGCAUGCUCCAGGGAUGCCUUUUCCUUCAUACUCCACCUUUUCCCUCUUGGCCUGCUCCUGGCUGGGUAUCUCUCUCUCUUUGGGUCAUGCCGCAGCCCUCAGAUAUUAGCUAAGUAGCAUCAGUGGCACUCAGCAGAGCAUUUGCUGGGCGCUGGAAUUAUUAUUUGGGGAAAGACAACAGUGACACCAGGCUGGUUCAGCUCAGCAGCACCAGUUUGUAAUUUGGGCUCCUGUUGUCAGAGGGUGUCUUGCUCUGGGUUGAUAACCUCCCUUUUCGUUCUCAGUUUGAUCAGCUUGAUGCUAGGCUGAUAUCUUUUCGGGAGAGAUGGAAGCAGCCCAAGUGUAUGCAUGUUAUGUGGCAUGAAUGGAAUCUGACUUGGCCUCAAGGAACUGGGGAAGUUAAUAGGCUGUUUGGCCUCUCAACUUUCAGCUCCCGAUAGCGUAGACAAAUCACACCAUUGUGUUUUGCUGCAGCAUCAGCUGCUGCUGUUUUCUUAUUGAAUGACGUGCUUCCCUUCCAAAAAGGGGGAAAAACAGACCUAACCUUUGCUUCUCUAAAGAGAAUAGGACUGAUUAGGAGUGCAAUGUUUGUGGGGCAUUGAACAACAUUGCCUGCUGCAUUGGUGCUUCUUCUAGAUAAUGAUUCUGGCUUCACAAUCUGUCGUAGCUAAUAAAGCCUGCCAGAGGGGAUAGUACUGGGUAGGUUUCUAAUUUGCCCAUACUGGAACAGCAUUUCUUCUCUGCCAAGGAGUCCCUUGGCUUUGAUGCUGAGGUGCACUGCAACCAUUAGGAAAAACUUUCUCAUGGUGAGAGCUGUUUGACAGUGGGCAGAUCCACACCACACAAUGCUUGUUUAAACCCCACAGCAACCCUGUCAAAUUGAGACAGUUGAGAGGCAGACUGGCCCAUGGUCACCCAGUCAACUUCAUGGCCAAGUGGGGAUUUGAACUCUGGUUUCCCAAGUAUCAGCCCAGCAUUCUAACCACUACACCACACUGACUCUGGGUCCAAACUUUGUAAAUUGCUCUGGGUUGUUGUUGCUGUUUUAAUGGAACAGCAGUUUGUGCAAGUUUUAAUAAUAACCAAUGUAUAUUCCAAAGGCAGCAGCUAGUGGCCUGGAGAAGCUUUCCACGGAUGAAGAUUGGGAGGCAAGUGAUGAAAUAAUACCGAGGAAAGCUCUGCAGGUCAUGGAAAACUGCCUGUGGGGCAGGUUAUUGGCCAAGGGCAAUGUGCAAGCUGAGAGCUGCGCCUGGUUGCAGCUGGCACAUCAGACAUGAUGGGAUGAUGAUGGGGCUAUUGUUGCCACUCAGUGCAGCUGGCAAACAUCCCUGCACACCACACCUCCAUAACAGGCAAGCUCCCUGCUGUUGAAUUGGGUUAGCAUUAUGGUGCUCAUGGCACCUCAGCUAUGGUCACCAGCUGUCUGAGUAUCUGGCCCACACUAGCUUCAGGGUUUUCUGCUAUUGCCUGUCACUGCAUUUCAGUUCCCUCUGUGAUAUUUAGUUCUAGUUUUUGCAAGGCAGAAGGCCAGCAAGCCUCCUGCUACACUCAGCAUCCCUGCUUGUUUUCUGAAUGUCUCUGGAAGGGAUCUCUAAUAUUCUCUAUGUUGGCCCUAUCAAAUAAAGGUUCAUUUGCCGCUUGUAAAGACAAAGGUGUUUUUAUCACGGUACUUGAUCACAGGCAAUUUGUUUAUUAUUAUUUUUUAGAGCAUUUGUACUCAGCUUUUCUGCCAAGAUGCCUCCCAGGGAGGCUUACAUAUAGUCAAUGAAAACAAGACAGUCCCUACCUGCAGAUUUGCAGUAUCAAAAACAACAUACAAGGGGAAGGGAGGGAAGAGGAAAAUCAAAACUCAGACACCAAACAGUUUCUAAACAGUUGUUCCUACAAUGAUCAGCUGGCAAAGUUCAGGGGCAGGAGAUGCCUGAUGGAGCUCGGCCUCCAACAAAGCUGAUGAAAUGAGUCCUGUUUCCUGUCUGUGCUACUGAGGGAGCCUGAUGGAUUGGCUGUCCCUAGAUGACAGUUGAGGGGAGAAGAGGCCUGAUAGAGGCAGCCUGUUUGACUGAGAAUAUGGUCCUUCAUAUUGAAUGUUAUCCUGUGGGAGCUUGAGGUUUGUAGGGGAAUCAAGAAAAGUCAAAGGUCAAAGUAGAGGACAUAUAAGAACAGGACCUGGGACAGCUCCAAGGGUGCCUUGCUGCCUGCUUCUCCUUCUGAGGUAACAACAGGCAACUAGAGUCAACAGCAGCAGCAUUAUUAUGUAGGCCGACCAGAUCUGGACUGUGGUAGGGUCUACCUCCUUGAAGGAGCUGGCUGGCUAAAGGAUCCCCACUUUAUUUUGUAGUCAUUGGCUUCUGUAUGGGUGAGGAGAUAGAGGCACAGUAGGGGAGUCAGAUGGUUGUGGAGAGGCCAGAGGGGUCCCAAACAAUGUACUAGCCAUUCUCCCCCAUCCCCAAGGAAGUAGGACCUCAGCCUUAACAGAGACCUCUGUCAUGGAUGCCAAGAUCCCCAGAUCAUGGAUCAUAACACCAAUAGUCUAUUUUUAAUAUAACGUUCCUAAAUUUUAUGUGAAGCAAUGCUUCAUCAGAAUCAGAGCUGUGUAUCUUUUCUUAAUUGAUUUCAGGAAGCAGUGGAGCUGUUGUGCCUUGUAAGGUCUUAGGAUCCCCAUCCAUCUUUGAGGACCAAGUCUUGAUAUAACUUACCAUGAGAACUUACUGUGUGACCUGUUUGGGUAGCUAAGUUCCUUUGACACCUGAGAGUCCUUUCUUUUUAAUAAUGUCUGAAUUAGUUGUCUUCCUAUGGACAUCCACUAUAUAGAAAACUGAGAAAACAAGGGAGACUGCACUGAAUAGGUUUUCCACUGGAUCGAGUUUCAGUCAGGGUGAGCUCUUCUAUAGCAAAUCACUGCUUUUGUCUGUACCCUUCAUCAUAAUAACAAUCCCAGAAUGUCUUACAGUUUAAAUUAUUUUUUUUCUUACAAAGCUAGGCAGGGCUAUUGGCCUUUCUUUAUAGAUAGUGAAACUGAUGCAUACAGAUACACUAAAUUAUGAGUAUUAUUUAAGUCGGAAUCCAGGCAAAUGGCUUAGUCACACUUCCACUUAUCCUGUGCCUGGAAAGCAUGUGUCCAAGGGUUUUUCUGCUUGACCCACACAUUCUAGGCACAGAUCCAAGUGGUUUUCCCCUCACCCCUCUCCCUUCCCAGAGAAAACCCACUCUUUAUAGCUAAUUCGGAGCAAAUGUCAAUCCAGAGAAAACCCUGUGGGAAAGCAAUGGGACAAGAAGAAGUGUGGAUGAGGCCAAACUAUGCUUAGUCUUAACCAUGGUUUACUGAAACAAGGCAGUGUCAAAUCUUGGCUCAUGAAGUGGGCUUGUUUCAAUGAAACAUGGUUAAGAUGAAUCACAGUUUAGGGUUCAGUCAUAAUGCUAAAUUACAGUCAAUUGAAAAUGGAAGUUUUUGAUUUCAUCCUUAUGGCUGUACUGUUGGGGGACAGGAGGAUGUGCAUCUGAAUAUAGUUGAUGAGUCUGUGACAGAGCAGAGAGGUAGAUGUCACUGUUUUUAACCUUUGAUACAAGCACCUGUUGAAUGUCAUACUAGCUUAAUAUUGCUUCUCAAUUGCUAAUCAUUGCAAGAGCAACUUUAUUAUCGUAAACUGGGGGUUGUGUUUAUCUUCCAAAUCAUUUAAUGUGCUGACCUUUAAUUGAACAUAAUUGAAAUUACAACUGUGGUCACUCUCUGCUUGUUUUCCAUCUCAUUGCUGGGAACUGCAAGAGCAGUGUGCAAAUUGAAGGACCUCUGGGCCUCAGCACUCAGUAGGAAUCUGAGUGAUGAGCUCCUGCAGGGUUAGAGGGAAUUUAUUUUGCUGUGGAUGUCAGUGCUGGCAUUUUUGUCCUGUUUUCAUCAAAAUCCCUUGCCCUCCUCCCUGUAGCUGAGAUCUGUUAUCAGGCAUGACCUUGUCACAUUGGUUAGAAGACAAAGGCUUUGUUAAGGUCUAACAGUUGCAUUUAUCUCGGGCACAUUUCUCAGCUCCUCGUUGUCGUGAACGCACAAACCUUCCAGCCUUGUGAAGCAGCACAAAGCUACAGUAAUGCCUGUGCACUGUCUUAUUCCUAUUGCUAUCAAAUUGUCAUUCAGAAAGGGAGUGGCUGAACCCAAAAUAUUCUCAUUUCAGUCUUCUGACAUUCUCGCUCAGAGGUCUACCUGGAUUUUUUUUAGUUUCAGGUUACUUGGGCUUGUUUAUAGAGUGGAAACAAUGCAUUUGGAAUCCCCCAUUGUUCCAUUUCUUUAUGCUACAGAUUGCUGUGAAUCUCCAGUCAUGGUGGCAACAUACUGCAUCCAGGUUCAGAGGCAGCUUGCCUUGGAACAUCAGUUGCUGGGAAACAGCAGUGGGAGAGUGGGCUAUAGCCCUCAUUUCCUGCUUAUGGGCUUCUCAUCAAUGUCCUGUUGGGCACUGUGGAAAAUGGGAUGCUGAACUUGAUUCACCUUCUGUUUGACCCAGCAGGGCUUUUCUUACACUCUUAAUCUUGAUGCAAUCAGACAUAGAAUCUUAUCCAGAUUGCUCUUUCCUUCUUUCCUUCCCCCCCUCCCCAAACAGCCCCGUCAGUGUUUCAGGGCACAUGUGCAUUAGAAGUGGAAAAGAUGUAAAUGAAUUUACAGAACUGAAAGCUCCUGAAGACUCUGCAUGCUCCAGUUUUGGAAUUAAUUUUAGAAAUUGUCCUGGUUUAGACAUAACACAGGAGGAGUGGAGCGGAGGACAGAGCAAACCCACAUAACAAUAAUGCAUGGGUGUGGAACCAGUGGCCUGGAGGUCAAAUGUGGCUCCCCAAGCCUCUCUGCCCCUCAGAAUUCAAUAGAGGCUACACCCCUUCUCCUCUGUCCACACCUAUCACUGGCUCUUCUUUACAUCCCAGCCAUUUUUGCCUGGCUGGAACAUGUCCUCUGAUAAUGCCUUUUGCUUGCCUGGAUGGAGGAUAAAGAGGGAUGCAUGAAUGUUUGUAGGAACGAGCCAACUGUACAAAGGUGAAAUUUGUAUUUGUUUCUCUGCCUACUUUUGCCUCUGGCUCCAGCCACCCAGAAGGGUGAACCCCAACAGACAUGACCAUCAAGUAAUAUAAGUUGAUGAUUAGUUCUAAAACACACCUCAGAAUGCUCUGCCAUGUUCAGGGAUUCCUUGGGAACCAAACUGAGGUGGAAAAGGUUCCCGGAAGGCGGAAAAUGUGUGUGUGUGUGGAAUCUAAUCAUUGCAUUUAUUCAUUAAACUACUUUGCCUUGCAUCAUAGCUGAUGUUAAAUCACUCAACAAUAGUAUAAAGUGCAACAUGCUAUAAUAAUAGUUUGUGGGUUCAGGAGACGAGUUGCUGGAGAGGGAAAAGGUAUAGCUACCUGAGCUUAUUUGAAUCUUGUGUGUUGUAACAUGCCAAAGAUCUUCUCUCCAUCCAAACGUGUUUGUUGCUCAAAUGCUGAGUACUUCUCUAAAUCUACUAUAGAGUGAUGGGUGCUGAAGGUUCUUAUUUAAUGCUGAAAAUUUUAUACAUAUUUUGGACCGUUUUAAAAAUAAAGGUCCAAGUAAAGGAAAUAAAAGUGUUUGGGCUUUUCAGGGGUGAUGAUAUAGCUGGCCUUUCUUCCAUCAUGCAGCCCAAGGGAGCAUGCAUGGGUGGUUCCCCCAUCCAAGCACUGAUCAGACCCAGACCUACUUAGCUUUAGCAAGGUGAUGGCUUCAUAUGCCUUUUUGACCAAACAGUGGCCUGUGAUCUUGAGCUUUGUUAAAGUGGUCCAUGGUAUCACAUUAAAAAACCAUAUUGAUUUUUAAUUGCAUGCUUAUUUCUUCUUUUAUUCCUUACAAUGUAUUUUAUCAUAUUGCAAUUUGAAUUCUAUGGAAAUGCAAAGGAAAGAAAAAAGAAAGAAAGAAAGAAAGAAAGAAAGAAAGAAGCAAUAAUAAUACAAUUUAAAAGCACCCAGUACACCCAGCACAGUGCAUGAGGCAGAAAGUCAUUGAGUGGUUCACCAAGAUUACCAGUGAUUUACAGGCGGUCCAUGGGAGGUAGGGAAGGUUUGGGAACCACUCUUUUAGACCAUCCUCCAGGACAGACCCCUACCCCCAGGGAGACCUUGAUUCAACUGCUUCCUUGGCUAUGAAGCUCUCAGGGUGAUCAUGGGCCAGUCACUAUGCCUCAGACUAACCUACCUCACAGGGUUAUUAUGGGUUAUUAAAGCACACGGGAGUGCACCACUUUGACUUCCUCGGAGGAAAGGUGGCAUCUAAAAAUCCAGAUUAAAUAGACAAGGUUGCAGCUAUUUGGGCAACAUUUCAGUUUCAACUGAAUGGAAAAGGUAGGCUUACAGGUGAGGUUAAAGGAAUAGAGAGAACACCCGCCCUUGGUGUUCCAAGGAGAUGGAACAGGCAAAAAGAGAAAGGGCAGUCUUUUAAGAGAGAGCUCUAAAUGCCUGGAGUAAUCUCUACCUUACCUAAAGCAUUUUUCAGCUUGAUCAAUAUUGUAAGGUAGCUUGGUUAAUAUUGUUUUGAAUAGAGUUGUAGAGCAGUGUCUUGGUUCUAAAUCUGUUGAGUGUGAAGAUGCAUCUUCUCUGGUUUUCCAUGGUUCAGGAGGUGACCUGAAGCAUGUGGUAAAGGAUGCACACUGCUCGCCAUUGCACUGUAACUUCUUCCAUUGGUAAAGCAGGCUGCAAGUCCAAUACAGUUUUAUCUUCCUGAGCUGAAGCUAAAUCAAACCUGAUGAGCUGCUAAAAGGACAUCCCGUACAUACAUGGACAUCCUGUAAAUCUUCCCAUUGGAAUUAAAACCCUUUCCCAGUCACCUUCAGGUGUGUUUUGUGGCAGCUGUAAUGAUGAGAUGCACUAUUUUUAAAAAAAAUAAAAGAUGCAAUUCCUAAUCCAAAAAAAUUCUAUCAAAUGUUUUUUUAAAAAAAUUCAUAGAGAUGAAAAGUCAUAGCUAAGGGCCCCCCAUUUGCUGCACAACAACCCAACCACACACAGACACAGAUGUAUUUCUCAUAUAGUAACCCCGGAAAAAGAGCAGAGACUCAGGUGCAAUUUGGCUGUGAGUACUGAGUACCAGCCCUGUACCAAAGAGCGAUCAUUUUGCCUGUAGUCCAGUCAUGACCUGAGUUGAAGUAUGUGGAUUACCAAGACCACCUGUUUGGGAAAUGGUCCCUAACAAAUCUCUCCCUAUAUUUUUGGUCUUCUUUCAAAGCUGGCUUGUGGCUCUGAUGUUGCACCACAGCUGGGUGGGGGGAUGGGUUUGGUUCACUGUGAAGUCUGCUUGAUAAUGAUUCAGACGGGCACCUUUCCAGCCCCUGUGGUCUCACUGUCAGGCUUGCAGACAGGUAGCAGGGGAGAGGAAGGCAUGAUGUGCCCCAAACUACCAAUUAGUUCAAUGUAAGUGCAGGCUCAGUGAGGAUUGUCAGUGGUUCAGUGGGGUGCUGCUGGCCUUCAUUCCUACUGACAGCCUGUCCUGUUUGAUUUGUCACCUUGAUGCUCCCUGCAGGUGAGUUGUCCCUGCUUUUUUUCUUUUUGGUCCUCUUUGCUGAGGUGAGCCACCUUCAUGCAACAAUGGACUUUCCAGUAGGGCCUGAUCUGUGUUUUGAGAUCUGGCUUCCAGCCCAUGUCAAAUCACAGCAUCCAAAUGUAUAUAUCCAUAUAUCUUCAGAAUCACCCAUUCUCUUUUACUGCAGCCUUAGGCAACCUGGUGCUUUCCAAUUGGCUGGGACUGAUGGGACUUGUGGUCCAAAACAGUUGGAAAGCACUAGGUUGGCUGAGGCUGUUUUACUGGUUCAUAGGAAUUUUAACUCUUGGCCUGCGAUAGGAAAUUCUUAGUGCCGAGCUGUUUAUAGAGCAAGGUACAGUGGUUCACUCAUUGCAGAAUUCUACAGGAUUUGCCACCCCCACCCCCCAGUGAUCUGGCUCAGACUAUUGGGUGGAGUAAGAGGCAAGGGAAGAAGGGUGCAAGUGCUUGGCUUGUAUUCAGUUCACGACACACCUUUGUCUGUUUGGGCCCCUCUGUUCUUAUCUGCAAGAGAGAGGAGGCAGCUCAGAAGAAUAUUAACCUGUCAGGCAACUAUGCUGUAGUGUAGAAGAUGAAGUGCUUCUAAAUUGUCAUAUUAGAUGCAGCGAUUUGACCUAAAGAGUGAAUCUUGUUGAGUUUGGGAGGGGGAAGAAUGAUCGUUCAACUAUGUUUUGGGUUGUACAUCUGCAGCCUUGCUUUGUAGGUGUGCUUCUGUCAACACUGUGGCAUUUGUCUUUUAUUAGUUGGCUUAAACAAGUGCAGGAAACAAAGCACACAAAACAUAAGUUGGCACGCCUAAUGAUCCUGAAGAUGAUGCAACAUACUGGCAAGUGUGUGUUUGUUUGUUUGUGUGUGUGUGUGUGUGUGUGUAAAGAAUCCAUGCCCACGUCCAGCUCUCUUGCAUGUGGCAAUCAAGAUGUGCUUGGUGUGGGAGGGACUAGCCCGCAUCGACUUGCUUCUUAUUUUAUUGCAAUGGUUAUUGUAGCAUAUAAGCAAGAGGGAGAGGGGUGGGGAGAUGUGAUGGGAAGCUUAUAAAGCCACUAGCGAGGCGGUGAGAACAAAUGAGGAGUAUUAUUCAUUCUCAAACUGUGAACAUUUGAGGUCGAGCCCCUGCAAUUGAUUAGCCAGCAGGUUUCAACAACCCCAAAGAAAAAGUCGUCAUACGGUGCAUAAUUAAUCUGCUGUACUUCUGUUUCCAGAGUCAUGUGGUGUUAGUCAGAAGCAUAGCUGGCUUUUAGAAGAAUUAGGACACAAAGUUUUUCAGACACUACUGGCAGAAGCAGAGUUCAUGGGCAAAGCACCCCUGACUGAUGGAUGCGAGGAACAAAUGGCUGAUGGACAUUGCCAACAGCUUGGGAACUUCCUUGUGUCAUAUCCAGCUGGCAGCUUAGGUGGAAUGUUGUGAAUUGGAUGAUUUAGUUGCUCCAUGGAGUAAUAAUGUGCUGAGUGAAAUUGCAUGUGAGAGCCAGUGUAGUGAGGUGGAUAGAGUGCUGGACUUAGACCAUGGAGACCCUGAUUCAAAUCCCUGCUCAGUUAUUAAGCCCUCUGGCCUCACUUACCUUCUAUGUCUGCUGCAGGGAUAGCCUCAUGUAUUCCAGAUAGCAUGAAAAGCAUCCGGGUGGAAAUGGGUGGUGGUUGCUUUUGAGCGAAAUAUUGUGACAAUGAAGUGGGUGUGGGUGUCACCGCAAUGCUUAGGCCACUAAGGACGGAAAUUCCAUUGGACUUAGUAAAACUUUGGGUUGUAUUCAACACAGCACUAAGGUGAACGUUACAUCAGAGCAAGGAUGUCUCCUUGCACCAUGGAAUGUUCUUCCCCUUCCUCACCCUAAAUCUGUUCUUUCCACGCAAACCUCUGGAACAGAUUUCGGUUGGGCACGGAGUGCGCAUGCGCAGAGCAGAGGGGAGAAAUCCCUUUGUGCUAGCACAAAGCGCUAGUGUAAAAUGUUAGUGGAAUGGGUUGAAAAGGGCUCCCCACUCCUGAGUAGAGGGGCAACUACUCGGUUGUUUGUCUCAAGCAACUUGCCCAAAGGUUUGAACCAUAAGCAGGGAUGCUCCAAUAUCGCAGAUCAUUAGGAAGCUGCACAGCAUAGUCCUGCUGACUGGGGCUGAUGGGACUUGUUGUCCAAAAUAUCUGGAGGAGCCCUGGUUGGUCAAAGGCUCUUUUAAAGCAUGAAGUCAUAAUAAGGAGCAGGUAGGUGGCCUAGUAUGUUGUUACACAUGUCUGUCACCUCUGGUGAUCUAGCUUCCUGGGCUGUUCCCAGGGUCACAGGUAAAGUGAGCACAAUUAGCAAGGCAUUCAAAAGGUACAAAGGGCUGGGAGAGCAAUGGGUGCUACAGAUGAGGGGGAUGAAGGAUCAGGGAAGUUGCAUGCAUGGACUGGUAUGGAAAUCCUGAGGAUGUAAUUCAGCCUGGUCCAGCUUGGAAAAAAUCCAUCCCACUUCAUUUCUUUUCUUCACUACUGAACACGGGCUGUGAGACAGGACAGAUGAUGCCAGUUGAGUUGAGACUCCUAAGUCCUGAUCUGCACAUGCGUGCAGCAUCACUUGAUUUUUCAGCACUUCGGCGAUCACAGCAGGAGGAGUUCAUUGUAGCACAAAGCAGAGCGCUCCAUCAGUGCAAUCAUUUCUGCUUGCCUGAUGGAAUGGUUUUCCUGGUCCUCCUUUUGCAAGCUGUCCUGAUGGUUCUCCUGACCCACUGAGCCAAUUUUAGGGGGUGCAGGGUGCGAGCAUGGGGAGGGGAAGCUUAUUGUGAUAGUGGAAAUCCUUGCAUGUUAUCCCUUAGCAGGUCAUGUUAGUUGAAUCCUAUCUAGUGGGCACCACAGUUCAAGAAGGACACUGACAAACUGGAACGUGUCCAGAGGAGGGCAACCAAAAUGGUCAAAGGCCUGCAAACGAUGCCUUAUGAGGAACGGCUAAGGGAGCUGGGCAUGUUUAGCCUGGAGAAGAGGAGGUUAAGGGGUGAUAUGAUAGCCAUGUUCAAAUAUAUAAAAGGAUGUCACAUAGAGGAGGGAGAAAGGUUGUUUUCUGCUGCUCCAGAGAAGCGGACACGGAGCAAUGGAUCCAAACUACAAGAAAGAAGAUUCCACCUAAACAUUAGGAAGAACUUCCUGACAGUAAGAGCUGUUUGACAGUGGAAUUUGCUGCCAAGGAGUGUGGUGGAGUCUCCUUCUUUGGAGGUCUUUAAGCAGAGGCUUGACAACCAUAUGUCAGGAGUGCUCUGAUGGUGUUUCCUGCUUGGCAGGGGGUUGGACUCGAUGGCCCUUGUGGUCUCUUCCAACUCUAUGAUUCUAUGAUUCUAGUAUGUUUGAUUAUGAAGGGCAACUGAAUGCAUGAACCAGAUAUGAUGUGAAGAAACCCAAAAAGUUCUUUGUGUAGUGCUAAUUUCUGGGAGGGGUCAUUAAUACACACUAGUCAUCAAUUUAUAUUGCAGUGGUCUAGUGUUGAGCAUGCAUGUGUGAACCAGUCCUUAACAAGAGGCAGCGGAAUGUAUGAACUGACUCCAUUGAAAAACCGUUUGCUUUUUGAAGUGAUGUGAAGAGAUGUGAAAGAUCUAUGUCUGGUGCUGCUUUUCUUGUGACCCACUCACACAUCACUUGAUAUUGCAGUCACCAAACAGGGCUUGUUCAAACUCCUCUUCACUAAGUUCCAAUUGCAUUGUAUUGGAAGUUGACUGUGUUAACUUUGUUGACAACCAACAAAAACCAAAACAAACGUGCAUAUCACACAGGGAUGGAAUGAAUAAACUGUUUCCCUAGAUAUUGUUGGACUCUUAACUCCCAUCAGUCUCAGUCAGCAUGGCAGGAAUGAUUGGAGCUGCAGUCCAGUGUCUGGAGGGGGCUGGAAAAAUACCAGUGGCACAUUACAGCCCACAUGCAUUCCAAAAAGAGAGCUCAAAGCACGACCACAGAGUUAUUGUGAGAACCUUUUUGAUAUAUGCCCAAAGUGAUAAGAAAGGAGAAUGGUAUAGUUUAGCUUUCUCUCUGAAGCACUCUAGGGUUCAGACUUCCGGGGUGGCGCCAUCGGCAAUGGCGGACUCCCUCUGAACUGGAGGGACUAGCUCCGCGUGAAACGGGUCUUUUCUGCUACGGCGAAGCGAGGACCCUUUUAAAAAUCACAGGCGGAUGAAGCCGGUGACCAUGGGACUCGGCGGGCACCCUUAGGGCCCCCCCAACCCGCAAAGGAACCCACUCCGAAGCGAAGAGGGGGAAGCGGCGCGAUGCUGUGAGUCAACUGCUAUUUCUGUGGAGCGAAGCCGCAUAGCCGUUGCCGGAGAGCGCUGCCUUUUUCCUGGGACAAUUUGGCUUCUAAAAUAAGCACCCGUGAGUACUUAAACUUUGAACAAUUGGACUUUAAAUAAGGACUUGCGAGCAGAAAGGAAUUGGACUUAAAAAAUUACUUCAGUUUGGUACUGAAACGGGAAGGUCUAAACAGGAAGUCAGCCUUCCGUUUCUUUGUAGACAGAAUAAAGCAAAGACAACAUAAACUAGAGCUCAGAAAAUCGCUUCUAAAGGUUUGGCUUUCAUCAUUUAAAAUCCUUGAACCCCCCUUCGGCAGCAGGAGAAGAAGGGGGAUCUUUUUUGGACUGUUUAAACCUGCAGAAGUGAGUUUAAAGUAAAGUAACUUUCCACCGUCCUGAUCCUGGAGCGGGGUGUCAGGACUCAUUGACCAGAAGCUCAUUGACCAGAGACAAACAUUUUUGACAGAUAGCUAAAAGAAGAGAAACAUAGUGAUUCCACUGUUUCCUUUCGCAUUUUAAAGGAACAAAUAUUGAAAAAAUAUCUCAAAAAAGAAACUUUGUUGCAAGAACACUUAGAAGUUUUCCCCCUAGAGGGAGACUGGGAAACUGUAACUAAUUCCAGGGAGCUUGCAGCUGUCACAGAUUACAAUCGUGGGAAAAGGCUUGUGACCUUGUAGGACAAUGUAUUCAGAAGCUCUGUUGUGUGCUCUCUGUAAAACAAAUGCUCUACUGGAACAGUUAACUGAGAAGACGGAUUUGAUGACUAAUGCGGUCAGAAUUUUUGAACAGGCAGUGGGAAACUAUAUGGAGCCCACCCAGGAAUUAAAUCAGGAGUGUGCCCUGACAGAACAGAUGAGAGAAGAGGAUGUUGCGGAAUCUUGGGCGCCAGAGAUGGAGAGAGCUGCGGCCCAGCAGGAACAUGAGAUUUUGGAUUUGACAAAUGAACUUGGAAAAAGCCAGAUUAGGAAAGAUAAAGUUUGGACUGGUUUGGAAAUGGGGGGUUGGAUAGACCCCCCUAUGCAGGGAUGUUUGGACUUUCCGUGUCUGGCAAUGGGCCGUGAGAUGUUUGGAGCUGUGGGGGCUCUCAGUUUUGGAGGGAUUCUGAAACAUGUUUUUAAAUACCACAUGGAGUUUAGUCUGGACUAUGGAAAAGGGGCUGAUUUGUUGAAAAGGGUCAAAAACAUUACCAAGCUGGAGUUCCCACGAGUGAAAGGUGAAUAUGAAGAAGAGCUGCGGAAGGGACAUGGAAGAGAUUUAAGGGUUAUGAGAAGUGGGUAAAAAUAAGAUUUAAGUUUUAAGUUUUAAGGUUUUUUAUAAGAUAAGAUGAAAAUAGAUUAAGGUAAUGUAAUGACAGAAUAUUAUGAAAUAUGGAAAGGAUUUGCUGCGAUAAUUAUUAACUGGGAUACAAAAAAGGGAGGAGGAGGAGGUCAAAGAAAGAAGGUAAUGAAAGUUGAAGAUUUGAGAAUGAUGGUUUUAUUUUUAUCUGUUUGUGGUGUAUUUUUGUUUUUUGAAUUUGUAUUGUUGGAUGUGGUUUUUUUUUCUUUCUCUUUUUUGUUUUUCUCUUUUUCCUUUCUCUGCUUUGUCUUUUUCUGUAAUUUUUUUUAAAAAAAAUUCAAUAAAUAUCAUUAAAAAAAAAGAAGAAGAAGCACUCUAGGGUUGAUGCCCUUAUUUUCGUGCCAGGAUUGUGCCCAUCUUGUAUUGCGUGUAUCUCUAUUCCUCCCUUUCAGAUUGAAAGGAAUCAGCAGAACUAAGCCACUCAAUAAUGGGUGUACACACUCACAGCUUUGUAAUAUCAGAAUAGUCAGUCAUGAGUUUGAGGCAUGUGAACUGCAGCAAAGGUCAUGUGGAAUCUUGCAAGACGCGUGCCUCAUUCUUUCCUCUGACUGUUCUGGUGCUAUAAAGGCGCACCUCUGCGGCCCUUACCUGGCUGCAAAACCAAGAUUGGAGGGGGAGGGGGAAAGUAAACUAAGAAGUGAUCUGAAAAAAGAAUGCCAGGGGGAGGGAUGAUAUUUUGGCCCUCUGGUGUUGCUCAUCUCAGAUCUAUCACUCACUCCCGGAAGCACAAAAAUAUCUGCCUGGUCUCUUUAAAACUGGGACAGAAGCCCAGCUUACAGUAACCGGUUCAUUCUAGUUUGUGCCUUAAUAUUACAUAGCCUGAAGUCAAAUUACUACAGAGGAGAGAGUAGACAGAACUCAACCUACACUUCGCAGGGGCCAAAGCGCCUUAUGUCACCUUUGUGCAAGGCUUGUCUUGGCUUCACGAGGAUCUGUCAGAUUUUUUAGCAUAAUAUUUCCUUUCUUGUGAGAUAAUGACCUGAUUCUUGGUCAAGGUAACCUAGCCUCCCGUUGCCUUGACUAAUCCAGGAAAGGGUGGAAGCUGAGUCAGCCAUACCUCAGCACUUAAUUGGCACAACUUAAUUAGCAGUGGUUUCCCCACUUCCUUUGUAUGGUUUAAGAGCCUUGUUUUUGUAUGCAUGCAUGCUGAGCUCAGCGUGAUCACAGGAUGGGUCCUCCAAGGAAUGUGGCAGGACGGCUGCCAUUCAGAUUAGGGGUACCGCAGAAGCUUGCGUGGUUCAGAAUUUCUACUGAGAUAUUUUUUAAUUUCACAGCCAUUUUAAGCAAGAAGUGAGCAUUCAGUUCACAAAUUCAGCCAUGUGCAGCAGGUUUGGUGAACUGACACUUGCCAAUGAGACUAAGUUCCACCUCUUUACAUUCAGACACAGGAGAGCUUGUUGAGUAGGUAGCAGAAAUACAAUACCAACUAGUAGGGCAAACCCCUUCAAACUCCCCAGGAGUUACACUUACACAGGAAGGCAUAGCUGCUAUACCAGUCCUACUUUUCUGCUGGGCAGGUUCUUCUGAAACUAGGAAGAACCACUACUUCCCCUCACUCCUGGUCCCAGCUGUUCAUUAGGGUCAAAGGCAUUGUGCUUCUGGUGAUGGGAGGGAAGGAGGGAACAGGUGAGGGGCCUCUGGGCUGAGCAGUGGUCUUCCAGAUGUAUGUGAAAACAGGGCCAUUUUGGAGACCGAAACCAAGACCUGAAGUCAAUGUGAUCCCAACAAACAGCACUGGGAUCUAAAAGCAGAUAAAUUGCAGUGUCUGCCAGGUUGCAUCCAUGACCCUCUAAGUUCUGUCCUGGCUCCCCGCAAAAUCUGACUAAGACUAAUUUGGCAAGGUAAAUUGCAGGUCUGUGGGGACAUCAGUGCUUCCAUUUGCUGUUGUUCAUCUCUUUCCUGAAACCAGCACAGAAAUCUAGCAGGAGGGAGUGGGGCUAGUAGGAGACGCCUUGUGGGGCUGCACUGGGAAGCCUCCAACUAGGGUUCUAUCAAGUCCAGGGGCCAGAAAUUCUCCACCUCUGUUCUAAAGGGCCAAUAUGCCCAUACCAGUGUGGGCAUAGUGGCACAGAGCCAGUGUGGUGUAGUGGUUAAGAGCGAUAGACUCUUAAUCUUGGGAACCGGGUUCGCGUCUCCGCUCCUCCACAUGCAGCUGCUGGGUGACCUUGGGCCAGUCACACUUCUUUGAAGUCUCUCAGCUUCAGUCACCUCACAGAGUGUUUGUUGUUGGGGAGGAAGGGAAAGGAGAAUGUUAGCCACUUUGAGACUCCUUUGGGUAGUGAUAAAGCGGGAUAUCAAAUCCAAACUCUUCUACUUCUUUUUCAGCAUUUUGCUCACUCAGUUCUUACAUCACCAAGUUUUUACAUCUUCCUUAUUUCUUUAUAAACACUCUAUUCUCACAUUCCACUCUUUUUGAUCAAGUGGAUCCCAGAGCAGUCUUACUUGUCAAAUUUUCCACUCUGUUCAUUCAUCAGGAUUUUAAGCAUGGAUUCCUAAUCUUUAAACUAAGAAUCAGGAUAGCUGGGGGGGGGGGGAAGGAUGGCAUAGGCAGAUUUCCACUGGGUAUGCAGAGUUUCCACAUACCACUGUUACCUACAGGGACAACAGAGGCAAAACACACACAGAGAGAAGGAGAGACAAAUUCCAGUCUGCAGAUUAGAGCUGUGGCUCCCCCAAAUGGUAAAGAUGGGCCUUAUGCUCCCUAAGCCUAAUUGUGAGUCUCCUCUCCUCUCCUCUCCUCCUACUUUGCACCCGGAUGGCUUUACAGGAGCUCUGUGCUCCUGAGCUAUAAGCUUAGCCUAAUUCUAUAAUUGUGUAAUUCCUCUGCAUGACAUUGCACUAUGGGACACCCUUGCUGUGGAGGUGGCAGACCUGCAGGCGGAUAAGCAGCUGAUGGACUUGACCUGACAGUUCGGCACAGCUAAUGUGAACUCGGGUCACAGAAAAGACCCCCAGCAUCCCUUGGCCAGGACUGCACAGCUGAGCAUUAAGGCUGAGGCUCCCCUGGGGGAGGGCGCUCCCUGGAGAGGCUGGCAUGCUCCCGACUCUUGCCACCAGGGACAGAUACAGCAUGGAGAAGCUUCACACGCAUCCCGUGUGCUUGCAUCUUAAACCACAGGGUCCUCCUGUGCUUCAGGAGCUAGUUAUUUGGUGGAGAUCUUCACAGACAGUGGUACCUCGGGUUACAGACGCUUCAGGUUACAGACGCUUCAGGUUACAGGCUCCGCUAACCCAGAAAUAGUACCUCGGGUUAGUAUCUUUGCUUCAGGAUGAGAACAGAAAUUGUGUGGCGGCAGUACGGCAGCAUCGGGAGGCCCCAUUAACUAAAGUGGUACCUCAGGUUAAGAACAGUUUCAGGUUAAGAACGGACCUCCGGAACAAAUUAAGUUCUUAACCAGAGGUACCACUGUAUUUUCUUCUCUGAGAAUUGCCUCAGAGGAAAGGGACCCAAGUGGUACGCCUGUGUAGUUGCCAGCGUUUCAGAAAUCUAAAUACUGUUGAUUGCAAGGCUCUUUCCCCCUCCAACCUAAUCUGAUGCAUGUGCUACAUUUCCAUAUGAGCACAGUGUGUGUAUUUUGUAAUGUGAGAACAGCAUACCGCUUUAAUUCCACACACUCCUGCUUUGAUGCAAAUCUUAGGAAGCAGAUGGGGGAUCAGACUUAAACUGGAAUGAAAAAUACACUGGCACUGCACAUCCCCAAAUAUAAAAAGUAUGCAUCUGAAUAUAUCAAAAUGGGGCCACAAUUUUGGUGUCCAUGGACAUCCCCUGGUACCUUCUUAGCUACCAGCUGAGAGGCCCUCUGUCCCUGCUGAUUUUAAUGUUUGGAGUUUUUUUUACAGCACAUUUUCCUAUUCACCCUCACUUUUUCUUUUAGCUUAGCUUGAGGCUGGGCUAGUAAGACAGUGAAUUGGGAAGGGAAAGGAAGAGGGUGGGGCAGCUGGCAGCCAGGGCUUUGCCUUCCAGCCUCCCCUGGAAAACUCUUCAGGAUGGACCCAGUCUGCUAUGCUUGGGGGAUGGACUAGCAGGCAGUGUCCAGGGGGUGCUUUGCCUGUCUCUUGUGUGUUCUUGUGAGAGUUGGGUAGCGUGUUUUGUUUGGUGCGUGUAUAUAUUUUGUGUGUUUUGGGGUGAAAACAUCUGUUUGUUUUGGGGUGAUUAUGCGAGCAGGUGAGUUGGGCUGUGUGUAUCACUUGUAGAGACAUUGGGGAGGGGGUGCUUUGCCAGUUUAUUUUGGCCUGGUUUUUUAUUUUGCUUGUUUGGGGGAGGGGGCUAGGUUUGUGUUUUGCUUGAGGUUUUUUGUAGGGGUGUUUUCUUUGUGCGUGGGUUUUAGUUUUGGGUGUGUGUGUUGCAUCUUUGUUCCAGGUUUUUUUUUUAAGUGUUCUGCCUACUUCUUGGGGGUUGGUGGUUGUAUUUGUGUUCUUGUUAUUCGUUCUUCAUUGCUUUUGCAGCCUGCCCCCCCCAGCAGUCCUUGUGACUACGCAGUCCCCCACAUGGCAACCAUUUCAUUGUGGUGCCCAUGACAGUUUCUCAGAUUUCUGAAUAUUCUCUCAGAUUAAAAAAAAGUUGGGGACGCCUGCCCCAGAGUCUCUUUCCCCAAACUGGUUGCUGGGGGGUGCAUGCUUUAUUGGGGGGUGGGCUGUAGAUAAUGAUUUUGAAAGUUUUGGAAAUCCAGGUAGCCAAAUAUAUUUACAUAUUUAGUUACUUUGGAUUAAUCAUAUCCUGCUUUUUAAAAAUAAUUUUUCAAAAUGGUUUGCAAAAGCAAACCAAAAUAUAACAAUAAAAACAAAGCUUAAAAUAGAUCAAAUAUAAAACAAAUAUAAAAUCCCAGCAGUGUUUGAACCAGAAACCAACAUUUAAAACAACAGAAAUCCGUUAUAAAAUGCCUUCCAGGACAAUAAUUUUCCCCCGACACCUGUCUGAAAACAGGAACAGAGGAAGCUGUUGGACAUCUUCAUGGAUAGAUGGCGAUAAUAUUACUCCCUGUUUACAGCACUAGAUGGUUUUUAUUCCAACUCUCAGCUCCAUAGGCUUUGUCAAACAAAUGGCUUUUAUGCACAAUACAGUUGCAAUGCUGGUGUGUCUCAAAUAGUAUUAAGCACAACCAUUGCUUGUGAAAUGGAGACAGUGAUUAGUGGAGCAGGCUGGGGCUCAUGAAGACCGUUAGUACUUGGUGCUCUCAUCAGAAUGCCAAAUGGCUGUCCCCCUCUUUCUGUGGCAAAGAGAGACUGUGUUAAUUAACUCUGUGCUGCACGAAAUUAAUGUUUUUUCAGCACUGUGAACAUGUAAAGUGCUAUAUAAGUGCCUUCCUUUAUUGCUGUUAUUAAGAGAGCACUCUGCCUCCCAUAAAUGGCACCUCUUUACUGUUCUCCUGCCAAACAGUGAGAGUUGCUGCCAGCUGGGUGUAUUUUCUUGUUUGAAUGUUUUCUAUUGUAGCACUGAUUGGUGAUGGGGUACUGUUGUCAUUUCAAGUUGGCACAGUAAAUGGGUGGCACCCUCCUCCAAUGAAACACUUGUGCUGGGAUUGCAUAGAACCAGGGAUAUGCCAGUAUAUGCCAUAUGUGAUGAUGUUCAAAUAUUCCAUUCCAAAAAUUUCCUCCCCACAAAAAAGAGGAGGAACAUGGUGGAGACCAUAGGGCCAGGACACUGUGUGCUGAAAGUAGAAAUAUUAUACUGACAAAUGGAAAACCCUUAGGCAGAGUCCACUGCUUUCUAGGGUCUACUUUGUGCAUUACAUUUUUAUUUUAGGGUUAAGGAAGCCAUGGUCCUCCAAAUGUUGUUGGAUUCCAACUCCCAUCAGUCAUUGGCGAUAGAGAAGAUGGGCAUUGUAGUACAACAACAUCAGAAUGGUUGCAGCUCAGCCCCUAAGAUGUUUUAAGUAUACAUUAGAAAAAGCUGUGACAAUUUAUUUUUUUGCAUGUAGCUUUGUUUGUUUGUUUGUUUUACAAAGCCUUGCACUGUCCGCAUAUAUUCAGCAGGGAGGCAGGAUAGGCUGCAGCUGAAUCAAGUGUAUUCCUGGAUCCUGCAUUAGGGACAAUAAUUGGUGACAGGCAAUGUGAUUUCUGUCAGAAACACCAAUCCCUAAAACCCUUGCACUAAAGAACAAAGAUACUGCUGCUCUGAUUAUGUGCAUAAAUAAUAUCGUUAUGUCCAUGAGCAGCAGCGUGCCUUGGCUCCAUGUGCUCAUCCUUCUCCUCUGGCGCAGCUGUGAUGAGAAGAUUGGAUACUUUCAGUUCCUGUUUAAAGGAAGCUUCUUAUUACAUACGUUGGUUAGUUUAUGGUUUGUUUAAACAAGCCAGGAUCAUACUGUCCUGGAGAUGGGGAGGGGAGGGAGAGUCCAGGGGCCCAAGGCUCCUGACUGCUCAUGUCCAUAAGCUAACAUCCACACUGGGCCCACAUCCUGAUUCAGGAGUGAUCACAAACCAUGGGUUCUCUGAUUAAAUGCAGAAGCCAUGGCAAGCCCUGGCCUUGCUUACCCCAUUCAGUUUCCUCCUUCCUUCUCCCACAUUUUCAUCAGUGGAUUGUAUCAGACUGCAGCAUCCCUUUUCCCUUAGUGUACUAACAACCAUAUAUUGUCAAUAAAUCACAAUAUUAAACCAGCAUCAAAAUGUUUUGUGUGUGGCAGUAUACAAAUAUAUGUGAAUGAAGUGGCUCUAGUACCAUAACUGCUCAAUUAUUCCAUUUGUCCAUCCAAUUCUCACUGGUGCAGGCCGGGCAAAGUGCCAACCUCCUCCAUGAAUACUUUCUUUCACUUCCUGCUGGCAGCAGGGACUGCUUUUCUUCCAGGUCUUGCCUCUUAUACAUUCUGUCAGGAAGAUCAUCCUGUUUAGGAGCUAUCAGAGCCCAGCUACCCAAAGCUGUGUCCGGUCAGAGAGGAAUCGGAGUUUUGGGGGUGGGUGUGCAGGAAGUUCCUAGCUGACUGUUCCAAAUGUCACAGGCCACUAAAGCACCCCACCCCCACCUACAAAUGUCACAAAGAUGCAUGGGCCGAAUCCAAGUUUUUUAAAUGCCAUGCCUCAUUGCAACAUUCAGCCUACUUCCUGCUUAGCUUUAAAGCUAGUCCUUGAACCUGCAGAUGGGUGGCCUGGCUUGCUUUAUCCUCUGCAGGAGUGGGAGGGUGCGCUUGUAGGCGAAUGGCAGCUAAUAAGACACAUAUAUAGCUAGUAUAUCCCUGCAACAGAAGUGCUUCUUUUAUGGGGGAAGGUGUCUUGAUUUCCCACAACAUAUGAAUAACGCAUUGACUGUUCAUUGUUCUAAAAAUAAAUGAAACAGAAAGGCUCUAAAAAUUAAAUUACGGAAAAUGGAUUUGUGUGGAUUUUCCUUCUGCCACAGAGGCCAUACCACUAAUGAUGUUUGUGGAAUGCUAAUCAUAGCGAGGAACUUGAAGAUAAGAUGUAAUAGGGAUGAGAUUAUUAUAAAGGACCAUGUUGUAUGCACACAGGAGAUGUUGGGAAGGCACAUCUGCAAGUAAAUUUAAACCUCAAGUUGAAACAGGAAUUACUUGCUUUUCUAGCUCUUAGUUCCAGGUUCUAAGGCGCGGGACUUUUCCUCAUUCUUGCUCAGGAGGACCUGUCCAAGACUUUUAGCUGCACGAGGGGAAGCAGCAAAUAGUUCUCCUUCCUAACCAUGCCAACUGUAAGCCUGGGCUAAAGAGGAAGAAAGUUCCUUACUUCCACAGUUGGAAGGAACUCUGAGAGUUAUUUAGUCCAAUCCCCUGCAAUGCAGGAAUCUCAACUAAAGCAUCCAUGACAGAUGGCCAUCCAACCUCUGCUCAAAAACCUCCAAGGGAAUAGAAUCCACCACCAAAAUACCUACUGGGUCUUGCAAGUAAAAAGUGGGGGCAGGUGUGGGGGGGAGAGGGAGAGGGGGAGGCUGAGGAAAAUGAAGAGAGGUAGUUUGGGGUUUUAAUAUGGAAAAGAAAGAGAACUGAGAAUUUGGCAGCUGUUAGCUGAAAGGAGGGAGGAAAGGCUGAAGCCUGGAGACUGCCCAAGUCCAUUUCCCAGGGAUCUUCCCUCUUGCCUUGUAGGAAUGCCUGUUUGUCUCCACUUCCAUUCUCCCCGUACAUUUGUAAAUAAAGCAAAUAUUUCAAGGACACCAUAUGUGUCUCCAGAAUGCUUUGAUCCAAACACAACUAAUUUUAGGCGUGCUGCACCUGGAGCUUCUUACCCUCUGGGGAUGUGUGGAAUAACACAGACACUGUUGCUGCAUCCUGCAGUCUCUUGGCGAGAUAAGUCUGCAGUUCUGCAAAAGACACCUGUAGCUCAGGGAUGGCCACAGCCCACAUGUCUUGCCGUCAGUCAAAGCACAAGCAACUUGCCUUUGCUGCGCUGUAUUCCCGUGGGAACCUGCCACUGUUGACGUGCCUGGGAGGUGAUAGAAGGUGAGAGGCAUAUCCCACCCAUGGGUGUGCACCUGUCAGUCCUGCAGGCAGCCCACCCACCUGCCUUGCCAUGUGGAUCCCUGGCCUUGACCUGUACAGCAGAGCUGUCCUAAGCCAACAUUACCCAAACCAUUCCAGAAAUUCUUCAGUGGAUUACACCGUGGUAGCAAUGGCUACAAAUUCAUUGCUGACAAAUGCAGCCAACUCUUUGUCUCUGUUUACCCCUGUGAAUUCCAUCAAUAAGAAGACAUUCAUCUUCAAAGGGAAAAGGGGGUCACGAAACACAAGGCAAGAUGAAAUGUUAGUUUGGAUGGUUCACUUCUGCCUCAAAACUUUUGUGUGUGCUUAUCCCAUCUGUAUGCCUUGGGGAUUUCUUUUGGGGCUGUUUUCUGACCUUUGCAAGCUCCUAUUUUAGGGAAGAGGUUAGGAGGGUGCCUGAUAUCUAAUAAUAGGCUCCUUUUUAUUAUUAGGCUGGGAGAGGCAUUUGGAGGCAGAUAUUUCUUCUUCUGAGCCUUCAAGCUGCUGUUCCCUUUCUAGAGAGUGCUAAGCUUAAACAUGCAUAAAUGUGCAGGUCAGAGGGGCUCUUUAUGUCCCUGAUCUGCUGCCACAAGAACAUCACUGUCCUGGGUGAUUUAGAGGUCCCUGUGCAAUGCAACUUGCUCUCUUCAUGCACCCCUCACCUCCCCCCGUUUGCCCAAAGGGUUGGGGAAGACCCCUGAACAGAUCUGGGGGUGUGUGUGCAUGGGAAUGUGUGGAAAGAGGAAGUCCUAUUGUACAGGUGGAAGUCCUUGCAAGUAACAGGACAACUUAAUUUGAUAGAACGCCAGGUAAAUUUGGCUGGCUUCUAGGCAGCUGUCCUUAACGGCCCCUCACGGUUGAUGUGUCUACUUGCUACACUGAAACAAAAGUAGAAAGCCAGGUUACCUUGGCAUUGCAGUGACGUUACAACAGAUGUGCAGGCCCAGUGAAAAUGUUUGGCAUCAUGAAAUGCAUGUUUAGAUCCUUGUUGCCAAAGAUCCGCAUUGAAAUACACCUGGCUUGUAGUUUACUUGUGUUGAGCAUGUGAAAUGAUGCUUUAGUUUUCAAGUCUUCUACAUGAAGGUCUUAAAUCCCUCAUUUAUUUAUUUACAAAAUAAACCAAAGAUAAAGAGCGUAAAGAAAUACUGUUACAGCAGGUUGAAAGCAGAGUAAGGUUGGACAUUAUCAUUGAACUUGCUUUUCCAACAUUACAAAAGUACCCAUUUCAUCUCCAUAAACCUUAAAGUUUUAAAUUUGAGGAGAAGGGUUGUAGCUCAGUGCUAGUCACCAGUUCAGUCUCCAGCAUCUCCAGGUAAAGUUGGGAGAGAACCUGGUGUGAAACCCUGGAGAGGUGCUGCCAGUCAGUGCAGACAAUAUUGAACAUGAUGGACCAAAGGUCCAAUUACAGAAGUAAGUGUUCAGGGAAACCUAGUACCUCAUCUACCAUAUGUGAGAAUUAACCCUAUUCUGUAGUUCUGUUUUGGUAGGUUUCUCUCCUGCUUGGCUGGAGAUGUGUGUGUGAAAAUGUGGCAUCUGCUGAGUUUAUUCAUUGUUUCAAAGCAUCAGACAUUGAGAGUCAAAAUAUCCAGGGUCCUGGGCCUUGGAAGAGUUGUUGCAUAAUAAACAAAACAGGGAGGGGGAAAGCCCUCGCGGCAGUUCAGGUUCCUCGUGUUUGGCUCCUGUUCUUUUGAGCAGCGUUGUGUAUUCUUUCAGGUUGGCUGAGCAGCCGUGAUGAGCGAUUCCAUUUUGCAAACUCAAGCAGCCGUCUCUUCUGCUCUCCCCCCCUUGCCUUUCCCCUCCCACUUUCCCCUCUUGUCAACAGGAAUCCUCUGCCAGCUUUUUAUGAGACAAAUUGUUUGCUUUGGUGUUUUUCUGAAUCGGAUAGAUUGUCUUAUUUGGAAACAACAAGCAACUGUUGGGAUGGGAGGGUAAUGAAUUUUUUACAGCUCAUCCGCACGAGGGACCGAGAAUGCGGUCAGGAGAGCCAGCCAUGGCACAGCUUUGCCAAUGGCUUGGCGUCUUGACUGGAAGCCUCUCUCAAACCUUUGACAACUCCUGUUCCUUUUUUGUCUAGCUGUGGGCUCCCCCAGCUCAGCUGUGAAUCUCAGAUCUACCAGAGAUCCCACCCUUUCUUUGUCCUAAAUCACACCCCUCCUUCAAGAAGACUGCUUUUUAUUUUCUUUAUUUAUGAUUGGUCCCUUACCUUUCCUGCCCUGGCCACAGUGAUCCAUGCAACGGUCACCUCCAGGCUUGCCUACUGUAACUCGCUCUACAUGGGGCUGCCCUUGAAACUAUCCCAGAAACUCCAGCAGGUGCAGAAUGUUGCAGUGAGGCUGCUCACGGGGUCCUUGCCAUGGGAGCAUAUUCACCCAGUGCUCUACCAGCUGCACUGGCUCCCGGUGGAGUAUAGGGUCAGGUUUAAGGUGCUGCUUUUGACCUUUAAAGCCCUAUGCGGCCUAGGACCCUCGUACGUACAGGAUUGUCUCUCUUGGUAUGUCCCGCAGAGGAUCCUAAGGUCCAUGAAUAAAAAUAGCUUGAAGGUCGUGGGCCCCAAGGAAGCCAGACUAUCCUCCACCAGGGCCAGGGCUUUUUCAGUGAUGGCUCCGACCUGGUGGAAUGCUCUGUCCCAUGAGACUAGGGCUCUGCAGGACUUGAUCUCCUUCCAAGGGCCUGUAAGACAGAGCUAUUCCAUCUGGCCUUCAAUUUGAAUUAGCCUGAUCCUCUAUUCCCUUUUCCCUUUCCUCUUCUAUGAAUAAGCCCUUUCUGGGACCCCGCAUUUAAAUUCUUCCCUGGUCUCCUUGCUGGCCCUAGUAGGAUCAACUUGGCCAGUUAGCCCUGGCGAUCAUUUGAUGUCUACUGACUGGGUUUUUUUCUCUCUCUCUCAAAAUGACCCCUGAAUUUUAGAAUUUUAUUGAUAUUGAUGCUGCAUUUUAUGUUGUUGUUUUUUUGCUGUUUUAAAGUCACAUUUAAAUCAAUGUUUUAUAUUUGCUGUUAGCCGCCCUGAGCCCGGUUUUUAAACUGGGAAGGGCGUGGUAUAAAUAAAAAUUUAUGAUGAUGUUUAUAUCCCACCUUUCCUCAAGGAGCUCAGCUCAGCAGAAGUAACCAAGUGUAAGGUGUAGAGAAGCACCAGUUGAUCAUAGAUCAUUACACUGUGGCUCAUUUCUGUGUCUCUGCUGCCCCUGACAAUAGGCAGCUCAGCAUUUAGUUCUGGGAUCAGCAGUGUGGUAUGUUUGGGCAAAGUGGUGCCCUUGUGGACUUUCCCCGGUGCCUUCAACACUUCCUUGUGUGGGGUGGUUGUAUUCUUUCCCACUGUCUGAAAAGCAAAAAGAAGCGAAAGCUGGAAGAAUGACUCUCUUUCCCACUUCCUCUUUCAGCUCCAUGUGAUUUUUAAUAGUUAAAUUGGCACCUUAGUUAAUUGGCUAGCUAAACAGAAAGCUGAGUUCCUGAGCAGGCAGGAGGGAAAAGGGGGCAAUUUGGGAGACUGUUGGGGGGAAAGCAAAUGGAGAUUAAGUGGGGUGCAUGAAUCAGAGGGCAGAAAGAGGGAUUGGAGUCAGAUAGAAAGUGUAUGCACACACACAAAAACUUGAGAUCUAGUAAAACUGUACAUUUUCACUAUACAUUUACCGCACUGUACAACUGUACAUUUCCUCCCAUGGACUGUCUCAACUGACUGUAAAACUCAUGGAUCUGGUGCUGCCUAUCACUGCCAUGGCACAAAAACAUGAUUGGUAGCAUGGAUCUUUUCCUCCCCCACAAGGGAUUCUCUGAAAACCACCAUCAAAUCAUAGGUCACCUCUGUGACUACAAUUGUGUUCUGUGAUUUGCUGCUAGUUUUGCUACCACCCUAUGGAAAAAUCAUGAAUAUCCAUGGGGAUUUGUGCCAUAAGUCAAUCUGGCAGGCACCAGAUUGACUAUUUUUUUUCUGUGCAGUCUACCAAUGUGAGCUUUAAUUUGAUGCUGAUAUUGGAGGAUCCGAUGCAAAAUAAUGCAAAUUCAGGAAGAUCAAUUUUAAUUCUACAGAAUCUUUGCUUUUCCAUGGUGGUCUGGGUAAAAUAUAUGUACGGGAUUAUCCUGCUCUUUCCAGGGCAGAGGUCUGUGCUUUAAUGCUCCAUGUCUGAGCAUCCCCUCCUCUGAGCUUUUUCCACAAGAACUCCCUCUUUAAAGCUGAAUUGGAGCAAACAUCAAUUCAGCUUUUCUGCAGAUUGAUGUUUGCUCCAGUUGAACUUUAUAGAGCAGGUAUUGUGGGGAAAGCUCUGGAGCAAACAAGGGCACUCAGACAUGGAGCUUUAAAUUGCCUGGAAAGAGCAGAAGAAAGGUGUGUAUCCUUUCUUUCUUGGGAAGGAGAGGAAUCUGAGGGAGUGGGGUGAGAAGGAACCAGAUGAAGUGAUGCCCAUGGCCCUUUCCCAAAAUGCGUAAUGUGCCCUCAAUUCCAAAUAGGUUGGCAGAUCCUGACUGUCCGGUGGGAGAGACCACAAUUUGCCAGUGAGCAGAUUCCUUCUCCAUAGGAAAGAAUCAAGGUCUCCAAACCACAAGGCAAUAAAUUCUUCUUUCCCAGACAGAAUAGCUGAGAUGGAAUUAAACAGCCUGUUCCGCGUUGUGCCUGAAAUCUCAGGUCAGAAGGGCAAGACCUUGCAUGCCAGGACUGUGGCCUUGGGGGUAGAGGGGAACCUUUGACAGGCACGUUCCUUCCACAGCUUCUUUUCUUAGGAGGGAGAAACAGAUAAGAGCUGUUGAUCAUCCCACACCCAACUAGCAUAUUAAUAAGCAUUGGUCAGUCUUGUUAGGAACUGGCAGAGACGGACAGCCUUCUGACUUUCAGGUGAGCAUAUUGUGUUUGUCCUCUAGGAAUGUCUCAGUGAUGUGACAGGCUGCUGUCUGGUUGGCAGGACUGCGUUCUCACAUCCCACUUUCAGUUCCUGAAAAUAGUAUUUUAUUUAGAUGGCACAUGUAGAUGUGUAAUUCCCUGAGCGUGCUAAAAUUAGUAUGUUUGUAUUUUUCCCCCAGCACUCUGAUGUCUUUUUCUAAAAAUGUUAAUCUUGUGAGUUGUUGUGUCUUGCAAUCAGUCCAUCCAUCCACCAAUCUCAUUAUUAUGGUCAAUUACCAGUAUUCAAAAAGGAAGUUUGUACAAAUAUAGAAAAUAAUAGCAGAUGAAAGAAAAUAAAAAACACAACUAUAAAAAUGACAAGUAUCUGUGUCAUGCAAUAGAAUGCCAGGCACAGAAAAUGAAAUUAUGAGUUUACUAAAAUUAGUCCCUGGUGAAUUUUACAUGAAGCAGCACAAUAUGUAGCUAGCCUGGAAGAGAUGAAUGCAUUCUGAUCAGGAAGGAAUAAAAAAAGCAUGAAAUGCACAUGAUCCUCCUGGGAAUUUCCUUAAAAAGGGUUCAGUAAAAAUGUUAUAUGUAUCAUGAUAAAAAGAGCAUUGCGUAAGAACAUGAGUUAUCAGUUCUACCUUUUCAGAUUCACAGAGCCAUUUACAUUGACAACAGCAGAUAUUUUGGCAGUACUUGGAAGUGACAUUCGUAGGUAUUUAAAUAUGUUGCAAGUGGUACUGGUAAUAGUAUUUCUGGUACAAUAAAAACAACAUCUAUAUCAAAAUGCUGAGAACUGUGGGGAAAAAGGUGGAUUUUUGGGGGGAGGGGGAAUCUCCCCUCUAGAACUACUGAUGGAAGAAUGUUUAAAUGCAUCAGAGUAAAGGCUUUUGUCUUGCAAUAUACUUAUGAGUAUUCCAAUAAAAAUUACUUCCAUUGCAUAUAAAUUAUUCUUUAUAAUAUUUCCAUUCAAAUGCUUUGAGCUAUUAGAAUUUUUUAAUGUGAUAUUUAUCCAGCACAAAAGUUAACAGGGCAUACUUUUUUAAAAAAAGCGUUCUUUGCCAAAUAUGUCAUAUCAGGAAUGCUAAAUCAGAUCCUGAUUGAGUUCAGCCUUUUUUUAAAAAAACAACAACAACCCUCACAUUGCUAGUUUAUACAAGGGUCUGUAUUAUUUCCUCUGAAGGUUUUUGUUGAUGAAAUAUAAAUCCCAAGGUUUCUAAUUCUAAAAAAACCCUCACAUCUCCCUUAAAAAGUUAAAAUCACAGAGAAUUGGAUAAAAAACAUUUCCCCUUUAAAAGGUUUUUUCCACCCAUCUCAGAGAAUGACUUUCAGAAACAUAGGAAAUGAGGCUAGAAUACUGUCAUUGGAGCCUGGUCCUGUUCACAUAUCACUGGUGGUGAAGAUUGAGGAGUUGAAUUUGGGGCUGCUAGGGGUGGGAAACAUAGAAGCUUUGCUUUGAGGUCGGCAUAGCCUUGGAACCAUUAAGCUUCCUUGCGAGUAGCCAGUAAUGACUAAGGCUAAAGGCAGAGUUACUUGAGUCUGUGGAGGGCAAGAGGCAUAUCUUGGAGUCAGAGUUAUUGCAGGUGAUAAUCAAUUGUUCAGUACACUGCAGUUUGAAGUGGGCAUUGAUUUAUUAUGUUUAUAUUAUCCCACCUUUCCUCCUAGAUCUGUAAGGUGGCACCUUCCCAAUUUUAUCCUCGCCACAAGUGAGGCUGGAGAUUUAGUGACUGGCCCAAGGUCACCGAGUGGGCAGAAUGGGAAUUUAAGCCUGGGUCUUGACAUUCCUAGUUCAACUCUCUAACCAUUAUAGCACAGUAACUCUUGGCAGGCUACAGGGCCUUUGUCUAAGUGCAUCUGUGGCACCUUCCUAAAACUUCAGUGCUUAUUUCUACAAAGUCUCCAAUUUGAAUAAACAACACAGUCCUGUAGUUUCACUCUGGUAAGUCCCAUCCAUGGUUGUCAAUACUGUCAAAUCAGAGGAAUUCAGCUUGUAGGGGAGGAUAUGUGUGAGAGACUGAGAGCAUCACUGUUGAAGUAGUAGUAGUAGUAAUAAUAAUAAUAAUUUAUUUAUACCCCGCCCAUCUGGCUGGGUUUCCUAUAUACUAUAUACUUCAUUCAUAGGUGGUUUGAUUGAAAUCAAGGGUAUUUAAAUUAACAACUGAAAUUACAGAAGAAAUAAGGCCCAUUUAAAGCACCAGUUUAAAGCAAAGUUCCCACUAGUGCUUUACAUAUUUCAUAUAGGACAAUGCAUAUUUCUUGGAUAAUCUGUCAAAAUAAAAUGUGUUAAUUUACAAUUUAAGAGAACAUCAAAACUAUAAGGAUAUGAUGUGUACAAUGUGUGUGUGUGUUUGUAUAUGUAUAUCUAUCUAUUUAUCAUCAUCAUGUUUUGUUUUUACUAACUUGUAAAAGUUUACUACAACAUUCUUGCUUGUUUAUAGAGAGUAAAUGUUCAUAAUUGGAGAGCUGUGCAAAUUGCAGAGCUCAGGUAGCUAACAAGCCCCCAAGUAGGAAUAUGCAAUAUCAACCUGGCAGACACAGUACAGUAGAUGGUUUUCCUAGUGAUAAGCAGGAUGGCCUCUCCUAUAGCCAAGGGCUGGAUCCCAGCACUUUUGAUGAUUUGCCAGUCCCUGCCCUCCAGUGGACCAUGUGAUCUAUUGUGGCAUAUUUGUAAUUUUGCAUUAUGGUUCUUCGUUCACUUAAAAAAGCAGCUUUUCCUGGCUGGGUUGAAAAGUUAUAUGAGAUCACAGUGCAUGCACUGUACUGGGGGUUCUUCCGCCCCCCCCACCCUAGCCAAUUUUGGAGGUGGGGAGCUUCUUUGCAAAAGAAAAAGUCCUUGCACAGGGUUUCUGCUGAUGGGGCUUCUUAGAUGAAUGCCACUCCAGAAUUCUUUGGGGGUGGUCAUUUUCUUUAAAUGUGCAUUGAACGUGCUUUAAAUAUAUGGUGUGGAUCUACCCAAAGGCACUGUAGGGAAAAGACAUGUGCCGGAGACAUUUGGAAAUGGAGAUGUGUCUAUGGGUGUUUAUAUGCUAAUACUAGAAAGGGCUGCUCCUUUGGGCAAUACGUAGCCAUGGCUUCAACUUUUUUGUUUUCCAUGAGUUCUGGAGAAGUUGUUUUUCUUUAAACGGCCCCUGGGUCUUCCAAGGAAUUGUGUGCAGUCCAGGCCCUUGUGCUUUGAUUUGUCAACAAAAGGACUCAAAUAUUGAACGUCUCAAGGUAAAAGCAGUGGAAUUGACACAUUUCUGUGGAGUCCUUGGCAUCAAUGUCGCAUGGUGGAACUGCAACAUCCCUGAAAACAGUUGAAAUUCCAAGGUCAGAUUUGUUCUUCCAAGGUAUGAAUCCGAGGGAUUAAGUCAUCAGGGAUUAUUGGUUCAACGGCAUUCCUGAUGGUCUGAGGGCACUGCCAGAAUUAUGGAGAUUCGCCUCUAGGCUUGAGUGACAGCAAGAUCAGAAUAUGCCAAAGAGAGAACUCUCUUUGACAUAUCAGAAACAGCAGCAAGUAGCAGAAAUUUAACAUGCCAGCAAACAAAGCAGACUGGCAAAAACACCUGCUGCCCUCCAGUAGGUAGGAAAGUGCAAGGAGGAGCUUGCAAGGAGCCUGCAGCCGCGUAGAUCCAAACAGGAUAUACUGCAUCCUUCAAUGAAGUAAAAAAGCCGGCUCUGCAGUUAAUUAAGGAUCUGCACAUCUCUCUGGCUCUUCCUCAGAUAUUUUAUUUUCAGCGAGAUAUUAUAGAUAUAAACACCCAGGUGGCUUAGGAGAGACCUGUGUUCCUUAGGCCUCUUUUUAAAAAAAGGAAAUCAAGAGACAUACAUGAAUGUGUGUGUGUGUGUGUGUGUGUGUGUGCAUUUGUGCAUGUGCGCAAAUGUAUGUACUCACAUGUGCCAGUCCUGCAGUUAGGUAAAUCUAGAUUGAUCUUAACAGUCUUUCAGGAAGCUCCUCUUUAGAUGGUGAUGUUUAUUGCUUUACUUGGGAAUGUGGAAGCCAGGUUUGGUACAUCUGAGGACCUUGCUGCUCAUUCUGAGGAGUAGUGCCCUGGAUUUCUGCCUUAAAAUAUUACCCCAGUGGUGCCACUCAUGUGUGUGUGCAUUUUCCCCUACCUCACAGACAAAAGACACAAAACAUUUGAGCAUCAACAAGUUGCCAGGUAAAUUACUGUUGACUCAUCUCUUGAAAUAAGAGCUUGGGUGAAGCAUCUUCUUUCAUCUGAGCCCCCCAGAUUCAUUGCAAAACCAACCAAAGGCCUUCUGGCUCUACUUCCAUGACCCAGGAAGGUUCAAAAGCUUAAGAAUGAGAGUUUAUGUGCUGUUCACUAAUGGUGGGAUUGCACAUUCAUUCUCCCUGAGCUUUUCUGUUCACCCAAUAAUAGUGCAGCGCAAGUGGCAAGUGUGACUUUUGCCUGGGUACCAGACAGUGAUUCUAUAAAUCGUUCAACCUGGAUUACUGCUAUGGCUAUUUUAAUGGGUAUACAGAGAACUCUAGAGAAGCAAAGUGCCAGUUUGCUUUAAGCCAACUGAUGAACUUCCUGCCAGCAUAACACUCCAAUAGCUUCUUACCCCUUACCUUUUGAACCCCUUCAGUUGCUUGCCCAGCCCCAUGCAAAUCCUUCUACCCUGCAAACCUGAUGUGCAGCUAUUCCCAAUUUAGGGAGCAGGUGAAUGAAGCCCUUCCAAAAACAACAGGGGAAGAUCCUGCCAAGCACAUUAAGCCUGUGCACUGUGCCAAAGGCUAGGCAGGGAGAGCCAAGCUCUGUUCUCUGUGGGGCGCUGAGACUAUUUCUUUUGCUGAGUAAGUUUCCCUUGUAGGAAGUAAAUAGGGAUCCCUGUAAUGCUGGCGUGAUGAAAUGCUGCAGUCUGCCUUGGCCAAUAACCUUAGCCAUCUCCUGAGUGUACAUUCCAGAGUGGAAAUACCUCCUGUGUACUUAACCCAGAUUUUGUCUCAUUCUUUCAAAAGUCACCAAACAGGUGUGGUUGUUAAAUUGCAACUAUAGUUGUACAACUGGGACAGAUUCAGCAGACUGUCUGCAGCUUAGUCUCUGCUUACAGGCUCACUGUGGAGUGGCAGCAACUUCAUAGAGAGUCUACAGUCCGUACAAUCUGGCCAUGCAGUGAGGUAAGUGUUAGCACCUGCCUUCUGCCCGUUUCUAUUUGGUUUUUAGUCCCUGUAUUCAUCUUUAUCACAUGGCUGGUACAUUUUGGAAUAAGGCCUACAGCGCUUUGCCUAUAGCAACUGGAUGCCCAAAUGCAGGUUGUAGUAUCUUCUAUAUUAGUCAAGAGGGUCUUUUUAAAUCUGCUUCUCAUUCCAAUUUCUUUGGUUGGCUAAGCUAAAUUAACACACCCUGCUCUCAUGGAAAAAAUAAAAAUUAAUAUAUAGUUGUGUAAAAGCCCAUUAUAAAACCAUUUACACUUUCAUGGGAGCCUUACAAACAAAUUAAUAAACUAUGCUGAAUCACUUAUGGCACCCUUGAUCUCCUCUGUUAUUUCUUUUGCAGAGAGUAUGAAGCCCUUUAAACUGAAAUGUUUAAAGCUAUUUGACUGCAGUCCUGCAUCAGGGAUAGUCAAUAUGGUGCCCUCCAGAUGUUGAUGAACUCCAGCUCUAGUUAGUUCCAGCCAACAAGAUGAGGGAUGAGAGUGUGAAUACAGGAACACCUGGAAAGUACCACAUUGGCUACCUCUGGCCUGCAUUUGUCUGCAUUUUUGUUGCACUUUCAAAAAUUACUUGCACUGUAUCAAUACUAAACCUUAAGAGAAAAGCAAAAUUCAAUACACACCUGAAGAAUUGUGAGAUCUAGUUACAAGGCAGUAUUGUCCCAACCAAAAAGUACAACACAGUUACAUUCCUACAUUGUACGUUAAUUUCAAAAUUUCUAUAUGGGGAAUUGGUUGAUCAUGUAGCACUUAUUCAAAGCCUCUCUCCUCACCGUCAAAUGUUUAAAACUCCAUCUAGGUUUUCUCAACUAUUUGCAUGGGACUUCUUAGGAAAAAAUACAGCCAUAACCCAAAGCUUUCCCAAACCACAAUUAGAAAGACCAGAACAUAUUACUUUGUGCUCCCUUCUUGUUCCUCUGAAAACAGUGAGGAGAAACAAAGACCCCAAAUGCCACUGAUCAAGCCCCCGAGAAUGAGGCUAUGUUUCACCUAUUCAAAAUACAGUCUUGGGAAGGGGAACAUCUAGCCAUUCAGUUUUUCAUAACAGUAUAGCAAGGAACGGGAUCAGCAGUCCACUCCUAAUUUCUCUGUUGGCCUUCCUUGAGGCCAACAAUCUGUUACUGUCUUGGGGGGUUUGCUUACAUAAAUUUUAAACGUUUUAGAUAAGAAUGGGACUACAUGGGAGCAUCUUGUGCUCCUGUCUUGGUGCUUCCAUGCACAACUGGAAGCAAGUCAUAAAGGGAUAUAAUGUGACUCGUAUUUCUUAUGCCAACAUCGCUCCUCCUUGUGUUGGACUAUGACAUCUCUGCAGUCUACAGUUCCCCAUGCCUUCAAUAUAGAUAGAUUGGGUAUCACCUAGAAGGUCAGAAUUCUAAACAAAGAUGUGCUCUCCCAAGCCUACAUUCCCAGCAUGCUCAUACUUCUGUCUCAGCGACGUCUACUCUGCUACAGAACAGAAGAUGGCAGGAUCCCCAAGGACGUGCUCUAGGGGGAGCUGGCUUCAGGCACUAGGCCCAUUGGCAGACCAACUCUGUGCUACAAAGAUGUCAUCAAAUGAGACAUGAAGGAUGGCAACAUCAACCCUGCCAUGUGGGGGAAUCCCUUGCAGAUGACCGCAGUGCCUGGAGAUGGGCAGUCAAGUCAUGUAUGCAUAGCAGUGACCAGAGGAGAAAUGACUGCUGGGAGGAGCACAGAGAGGAGAAAUGCCAUGGUGCAUUUGCAGCAGCACAACUGGAUGCCUUCAUUUGCUCCAGCUGCAACAAAACUGAUCUCUCCCACAUCAGGCUCUACAGCCACAGCAGGCGCUGCAACCUUCCAACAGCUUGACCUCACUCCUCCAUUGUCUCCCGAGACAGAUGGAUGGACAGAAUCAGCAUGAUCCAGAUCCUGAAAAGCAGUCUGCUUGGCUUUCCAAGGAUGCUUCCGCAGGAUCAGUGAAGAACAACUGGACUGUGGGCAAAUCUUCUCCUGUUGUUUCUGACAGAAAUAGGAGGAAGAUGUUAGCAGGGUAAAAAUAAACUCUGGAAAUGUCUUUCCAGGUCAUCUAGUUCCAUUUCCCUGCCACCAUGAAAGGAUUGUUCCCUCCAGCAAGGAAGCUUUCUCAAAAGCACUCAGAUGAAUUAGUUUGCCUUUUAACAAUGGCCAGAUUGUGGGUAAACUCCAUCCGAUUUUAAAUGCAAACCCAUGGAGCAGGCAUGCUUGCUGUUUGGCUGAAAAUAAAUGUCAAGUAAUUUUAGCAGUUCUUUGAAAGCAAGCUCCAUUUAAAAUGACACAGUAUGGUAUAUUUGAGCCAGCUGGCUCAGAAUUUCUCAAGUUGAAUAUCCCAUUGUAUACAAGCAUCCUGAAUAACAGGGACAUGGACUAGUAACUUUAAUUAUCCCAUGAUAUUUGGGGGCUCUGUUCUUCAUCCUUUGCGUGCAAGAGUGGUCUGUGUUUAAUGACUUGCAUGGAGGUUAAUGCAGAGAGCCAGUGUGGCAGUGUACAGUCUGGACAGUUCACUAGGCUUGGGCCACCAAAAUCUGGGUUCAAAUUCCUGCUCAGCUAUGAUGCCAACCUACCUCCCAGGGCUAUUGUGAAGAUAAAAUCAGGGGAGCAGGGAAUGGUGUAUGCAUUCUUGAGCUCUUUGGAGGAAUGGCAGGAUACAGGCAUAAACAAAUAAAUUCAAUGCAGAAUUUCGCAAGGAGAGGGUGGCUUGCAAGGACCUGAGACUGCAGCCUAAUUCCUGCUAGCACUGAUUCAAGAUUAGCACAAAUACUUUCCCAAUUUGUUGCAAGUGAGUUUCAGGAACUUCUGUCCACAUCCACAAAUUUAUGAUGACGUAUCAGUUCCCAUUGUUCAUUGUGUUUAGCCCAUACAGCAGUUUUUCGAAUUGUUCUUUGGAAGAAAUAGAUGGUUAACUAAAUUUGGGGAAAGGAAGAGAAGUCAAGCAGAAGGAACUUUUAUAUCAACAUCACAUUCAGGAAAUGCUCCUUUUAAAUUAUUGUGGGACUUGCUUCUUAAUCCCCCAGCCACAAGUGUAAUUUGGGAUUUCAAGUUUUGACGUUCUUCACUUUGAUGUCUUUUCAUUAGAAAUCUUUCAUGGUACAUUUGUAUGUUAUAUUAAUAAAACAUUCGUGCCAAGAAGAUUUUGAGGGGGCAGAAGAAAGCUGUAGUGUGUGGUUUCUUGGACAGUGACUGACCUCCUAUAUAUGUUGUUGGUAAGGGAAAAGUAGAUAAUAAAGGAGAAUUCCUGAAUGCCAAAAUCCAAGUUUGGGACAAGUACUCUUUGGUGAGAUCUAAAGUCUCAAAACAUGCAACAGAGUAAAGUGUGGGAACUUGGCUUACAUUGGUGAAAGUUCCUAAAUUAUUGGACACAAGAGAAGCUUGCUAGAGCCAUGUGUCCUGAGGCUGGAACAAGCAGGGCUGGAUCUAGACACGUCAAAGAAGUGAUUUAGUUAAAUGCAUCGUAAACUCAUACAGGGAAAUCUGGCAUGGAAAGACAGGACUCCACAGCGCCAUCUGGUGUCACAGUGUUCUAUCGCAUGUACAACACAUAUAAAACACUCUUUCUUCACCAAUGUAGCUGAGUCCCAGUUUAGACCUCACAGACCUGGUUAUCCCACACUGUAGACCUCUGGCUGAUCAUGUUCCUCUGUGAGUAUUUUUUUUAACCUCUUUUCCCUUUCCCUCUUCCGUAAAAUAAAAGGUGAUGUGCAUUAAUUAACUCCUAUUUAUUCAGUCAAUCUCUUUAUAAUUAUUAAUUGGUUGAGUAACAAAGCCAUAUUGUUUGGAACGUUCAAUUGUUUAAGCACUUGGUGAAUUAACCCAGUUAUCAUUUAUCAAGUAAUGACGGCUGCAAUCCUAUGCACUUUUACCCGGGAGUAAGCCCUAUUGAAUAAAAUGGAACAUACUUCUGAGUCUACAAAGGAUGACAUUAUAUGGCUGCAACCCUAAUUUAAUCUCUCUGGGAGUAAGCACCAUUGAACUUAAUGGGACUUCAAUCUGAGUAGACACGCAUAGGUUUUUGUUACAAAUGAAAUAAUAAACCUUAAUAACUUUUUAAAAAGAAAAACCAAGUUGAGAGUGCUUUGCAUAUUCCCAAGGCUUUGCAAUUUCCACAUUUAACAUUUAAAUAGCUCACCCACUUUGAUUCAUAAAUUUGAGACACCUCAUUUCUCUCUCCUUCUCCCAGUACAUCCGCCCACCCCCAGCAAAUUACUUUAAAACUUAUGAAUGAGAAGCUUCAGUGCAAUGCUGCUUCAUAAUAAUAAUAAUAAUAAUAAUAAUAAUAAUAAUAAUUUAUUUAUUUAUUUAUUUAUCUAUGCACCUUCUGGAAUACUGCUUCUCCCUUAGCAACGUAAAAGCACUUCCCCAAAGCGAAGAUAAAUGGAAUGUCAGUUUGACGCCCCUCGCCUGAGCAUUUAAUCGGCUUUUGUUGCAGACUUUGCGUGGCUGGGAACGGCGUGUGGGUUUGCUUUUGACAGGUCCCUGCCUCGCUCUUUCCCUGGCACGAUUGUCUUGGAGCGUCUCUCCAGUUUUCCGGCGCGCAGCUAGAGGGCUGCCUUAGCUAUUACUAAGCGAGCGCAGAGGGGUGGCGAGAGAGAGGAGACUGAAUGGGUGUGUGUGUAUGCGUGUGUUUAUAUAUGACUGGCCCAACCUGCAGUUUCAGAUUUCAGACCUACUUUAUCACUCUUCCAGUUCCUGCUAGCCUUUGGAUGUUGUACGCUGCCUUUUCGCUGACGGAUCUCCCGGGACGGAGGAAGAAGCUGUGAGCGCUUCUCUUCUCCUUUACUUUCUCAUUUCUUCAGCAAGUUUUUCCACCGCUCCCCCCGCCCCACCCAGCUGUCUUUUACCCAACCUCCACGUUGGACCCUGCCCUGCAAGAGGCUUAUUUUUAUUUUUAACCUCCUCGCGUCUCAGCACUGAGGGAUGCUGCCACCUCUUCCUUGAAGGUAAAUCCAGGUGUUCGGUUUGUUGACGGUUGUGCUUUCUGGCUUCACAAAAAGAUAAGACUUUUGCUGCUUCUCCGGACUGUGUGAUCCAGCCAGCCAGCAGGGUUUAGUUGUGCUUGUCAGCUAGUUUUUAAACACCCGGUGGUGGUGACAAAAGAUGGCAGGAAAUGGCAGGUGUGUUUAAACAACUGAGGCUAGUCCUCAUGGAUGCGGAGUCCGGAUUGGGGUUUGAUAUGCCCAGAACCUUCAGUGCUAUCUAGAGAUGAACUUAAGCUCUAGUAAUACAACCAAGGGUAUUUGAAAACUGCUCAAGGCAGGGGUCAAAGCUUGGAGGUGGAAUCCGUGGCAUUUUUGCAGUUCCUUCCCUGCUGCUUUGCUGUUAAAAUAAUAUGUGCUUUGUAUGCUAUUGAAUGCCAGCUUGAUGUAAGUUCUAAGACUCCCGGCCUUGGUUUUUGCACCUGAAUCCUUGCAUUGUUUGUUCAGUAGCUUUGGAAGUUGCUUAACACAUACACAAGGCAUUUGCGUGCUCAGCACUAAAGGGACUCUUUUUGGGGGGGGGCUGCAGGAGGUGACCCCGCAGUGCAGAUCUUGGAUAGCUGAAGGCAGAACAGGGUGAUGUGGUUCUCUUUUUUACAAUGUGUGGUUGCAUAUGAGCUUUUGUUGGGGGUAUUGCUGCUGUACAAAUGGCAUUUGUCUAGUUUGCUAGCAAUAGAUGGGCGAGUUUCAGCUGAAGCUUGUUGAAAGGAUGGAAAAGCUGUAGUAUCUGCUCCCAAGAGUCAACAGGCUUUUGAUGUAGUGGGGUUGGUCCAGUGAUUUUUGACAGCUGACCUUGCUGUGCAGGGUUUUUACAGGUGCCUUUCAAGUGGCAGACUCCAUGUCGAUAUACCUGCUUUGUACCCGUGUGUUCAGAUUACUGGUGCAUGUGGGUUUAUACCCAUAUGGGAGGUUACCUGAAACUGUACCUAUCUGGCUGGCACACUGCCAUUAUGAUCAGGAAGUGGAAUUCAAAAUUCGUUGCUGCACAGAGUCUGUCGCCUUGAAAUAUGUCAGCAUUUCCUGGGCAAAAUGUGUAACUGUAAACAUAUACACAUUCUCAUCUAAAUGUGAAAAGGGGCUUUUUGGGUAUGCAUGGUAGUGAAUGGAUUACUUGAUGCCAUAUGUCACCAGGCCCUUGUUGAUGUGCUCACUGCCCCAUACUAUUCAAUGCUUUAUUCACCACAUUUCACAAUAAAAUACCUAUUUUUCAUCUGAAAUGUGAGGGGGCAUUCCUGAUAGCUGAGAACACACAGACUCUGGUUAUAGAUUCUGUCAGUGAGUUAAUCUGUGGCGAGGCUAAUGCUGGGGGCUCUGCCUUUGGAGCAAAAGGUAGGAUUGGCAGUGCGAUCCAAUGCAUGUUUGCUCUGGCAUUAGUCCCACUGCAAUCACAACUCUCCCAGGUAAGUGCGUAUAGGAUUGCAGCUUUAAUUUUACUGACCCGUUUCAGGUCUACAGUUUUUAUUUUUGAAAAUUAUACUAUAGGCACCCAAAACCAAGCACCUACUGCCAUUGGCUCCAGUGAAACUGCUGUAAGCAUUUGCUUAACCAUCCAGAAUCAUAAAAUUGUAGAGUGGAAGGGACCCAAAGGGCUUAACUUUGCCUGGAUUGCACCCUUUGUGUUUUGUUUUCUUGCUGCUUUUGUGUGAUUGUUAGCUUUGCUUGUAAGUUGCCCCGAGAACUUAAUGACAAAGCAACUAAUAUAUAUGAUUAAUAAAUGAAUACUGUAACUAUGAUUUGAUACUGUUGUCGUCUACAGAAGUGUACUCUGAGCAAAAAAAUAUUUCUAGCCUAGUGAACAAUGCCAGUGACUAAAUCCUGAGAUGAAAGGCAGAGGUCUCUCUUUGAACAGCUUUUUCAGAAGAUGUUUUACAGCAGGGAGAAAUACUACAUUCCUAACAAGUUUCUUUAAAAUGAAUAUGAAAUCUGGGUUUGAAAUGCAUGUGUCAUAGGGAAAGAUGUCCACAGCUAUACACAACAUCUAUAGUCAUGCAGCCAAAUCAAAGUCUAUCAGUGAAAACUUACUGGCCUGUGUCAACAUUAUGACAGAAGACCUCCGCCCAAGUGUGCCCGCUUAAUGGUACAAUGCCAAUUCUCUUACAGGUGCUUCAAGUUGCUGGUGUGUACUGUUUUAUUCAUUUUUUAAAAAAUCUACUGCUUUACCUGCCAUGGUCCCACUGGCGGAGGAAGAGGAGUGGGGGGGGAGCACACCACCCCUGGCAGCGCAAUCCUGGUGGGGUGCCAUCAUGGCUGCCGCCUGCCUGUGCUGGGCGCCAGGCCCCUGCAGGCGGCGCCACCCACCCCCGGGAUGCGCUCCAACCCCACCCCUGGCUGCUCUCCGUCCCCUGGUGCCGGAGCAUGAAGCUCUGUCACUGCAUGGUCCUUACUUGAAAUCUGUUGGACAACUUUGUUUUCAAGAUUGGUAUUUUGGAACUGAGAUGGCCGUGGUGCAAUAUAGAAUGUCACAUCUUAUAUGAAAACAUGCUUUUUCAGCUGUAAAAAAAUGAAUUUGAAGUUGAGAUUUCAAAACCUUGGUGGGGCAUACCAUGAGACUGCAUGGAUGCAGGAUUUGCUCGUUAACAUGUCAUCUGGGUAUCUUACAGACUUUAGAUAUAAAAUAAGAGGGUUUAAUUGUCCUCUAAUGAACAUUGGAAAUUGUUUGAGAUACCAAAUAUCUUAGUGGAUGUUGUUGAGGAAAUGGCACUCUUGGAUCUACAAAAUCUCAGAGGAAUUAUUGUGAGCAUCAAGGUUUGCAAGUUUGUCUCCAUUGGGCCUAGGAGCAUUCAUAUGAAUGUCCUGCAGAGUGCUUCCUUUCUAUGCUGCAACCAACACUUUGAACAGUGAUAUAAUGCUGAACCAAGCCAUGCUUAAGACCUGAGAGGUUGUGUUAUGAAGUUUUUGGGUCCUUUCUCUUUGCCACGAUCAUCAAGAAAUGACACCCAGGCAUGCUAGGCGGACAAAGAGAGCAAGGCUGUGAAUAUAGGGAUGAGCUUGGUUCUCAGUGGCUCACUUGGAAUUCUGUAUCACAGUUUUGUGUUUGUGAGGGGGCAGACCUACGGUUUGCAAAACCUACUAGUCUUGGGUUUCAUCUCCUUUACAGCUGGAGGGCAUCAUUCAUUAUGCAGAAGUGCCAUUUGGGUGAUGGUGGGUAGGAGAAUCACAUCCAAGUUUCUCAGCCAAGCUUGCAUGCAUUCAGUGCAGAAAUAAAGAAAUAAAGGAAAGGGGGAGCAGUUUAUUGUAAUAGCAAGUGGUGGGUGCUGUGUCUUGAUAGUUUAUUAUAACUAUAGCAAUGAUAUCAAAACAGGUUAAGCAAUAAUUUUUCUUCCCUCCCCACAAGCAAAGAGAUUUGUACCUUACCUAGUACCGUGUUUAGAGCUAUAGCAUUAGCCACUUAAAAGUGUUCAUGAAGAAGAUUAAAAAGGAUUAGGCAAAUUAAUGGAGAACAAGACUAUCAACAGCUCCUAGCCAUGAUGGCUAUGUUCCAUGUCCACGGUCAGAGGCAAUAUGUUGCUGAAUACCAGUUGCUCAGCAUCGCAGGUGUCCAGUGUGCUGUGGCCCUCAAGUCCUGCUUGCUGACCUACCCUAGACAUCUGGCUGGCCACUGAAAGAACAGGAUGCAGGACCAGAUGGGCCAUUGGCCUGAUCCAGCAGGCCCUUCUUGUGGUCUCAACUCUUGUGUGUUUGCUUGAAUGCAUGCAUGUACAUCAAUGUGCAGGGUGACUAUGCACCCCAAUCUCUUCAGCCCUAACCUUGUAUUAAUUUUCAUACUGCUUCAAUACCAUUUCAUAAUAAAAACUUCCAUCUGAACUGGGAGCUGCUGAAAAAGCCCAUUACAGGUCUUGGCUGCUGUGACACUGGGAGAGGAGCUAGACUGGAAGGUUUUUGACAUCCUUGAUGCACGCUUGACACACAGAAGCCAUACAAAUCAGGAACUAGUAAGCCAAUCCCCUUUUGUCGAUUGCUGGCUGUCAGGGCCAGAAACAGAAUUUGAAAGGUAAGCUGCUGCCUAUCUGCGCACCCAAAGCUCCUGGUUUACAUUUUAUGUUUAGAACUGAGUGUAGGAAUUCUCUAAUAUUAUUCAGGUUUUCCAAUUCUUAAGAAAGGCUAAGAUAUCUGUAAUUUGGGGGGGGGGGGAGAGAAAAUCCAAUAAUAUUUAGUCCCUCAGUGAAUGUAGCCUCUCUGGCUUGGAUUUUUCAUUUUCUUCCAGACACAAUACAUAUCCUAGAAAGCUAACAGACCAAUCUUAAAAUGUCUACUUGGAAGUAAGCCCCAUUGAUUUCAGUGAGAUUUAACUCUCACAGAAAUCUUUCUAGGAUUGCAGUUUAAGCAAAUGAGUGAAAAUGUAUUUAAUGUCACAGUGUAAAGCACGCAUAAUUACUUUUAGAGGGCUGAUUCAUUUAUUUAAAAUAUUGGAAUCUGCCGUUGUCUUGUCAUCUGAAAAAGAAAAGUUACGUGGUGCCAAUUUUACAGGUUAAUCAGCUUGGACUUCGGUCAUCAUUAAUUCACCCAGCCUCUCCCACUUUUUAAUCAAUCUGCUCAGUUGCAAUCACUCCUUUUGCCUUAAUUGAGCUUGCAAUUAAACCUAAUUUCCUCUCUGGAAAAUGUCCCCCCUCCUAUAAAAGUUACUGAUUUUGCAGGCUGGGUUGAAACUAAAUCAGUCCUCACUUCCCAUCCAUACUCAUGGGAAGCUAGAGGGGUGUGUGGAGUGUGUUUCAGCAGGGCUGGUUAAUGCCUUGAUGGCUACCUGCCUGUUGUAGCUCUGAAUUUAUCAAUAUGCUUAUUGACACAGUGUCAGUCCCUCAGUUCCAAAGGCUGGAUAGGAUUUCCACAUAAUCUGACCUAGGAAAGGCACUCUUGGCAAAAAAAAUACGGUAGUCUAGAAGAUAGAUUUUAGGGACUGCCCUCCCUCUGGAUCUUCCUUGAUUGGCUACCACCAGGUAAAUGGACUGGAUGUGAUGUUCUUGUCCUGUGGUUGUAUCUGCAAAAAUUCCAAUUCUAUUCUAGGCUGUACCCAGAGAAGUAUAGAUGGACACGGGGGAAGUAAUAGUGCUCAAUUCUGCCUUGGUCCACUAGCAAAGGAGUGGGGGUGCAGAGGGAGCGGACUGCCCCCAGCACCACCAUUCCAGUAGGGUGCCAUCGCGGCAGCUCCCCCGGACACGUGUCACCCCCCCCUGCGUGCCAGGUGCCCUGCCCCCAGAACAUCCGCCAUGCCCUCGUGGGCGGCGUGCCACACCCCCGCCUGCUCUCUGCCCAUAGUAGCUUUGCCACUGCCUUGGUCAGACCACAUCUGGACUACCACACCCAGUUCUGGGUGACACAGUUUAAGAAGGAUAUUGACGAGCUGGAACGUGUGCAGAGGAGGGCAACCAAGAUGAUCAAGGGUCUGGAAACCAAGCCUUAUGAAGAACGGUUGAGGGAAUUGGGUAUGCUUACCCUGGAAAAGAGGAGACUGAGAGGAGAUAUGAUAGUCAUCUUCAAAUAUCUUAAGAGCUGUCACAUAGAAGAUGGAGCAAGCUUGUUUUCUCCUACUCCAGAGGCUAUGACCUAUGCCAAUGGAUUACAAGAAAGGAGAUUCCAACUAAACACCUGGAAGAAUUUUCUGAGGAUAAGAGCUGUUCAGCAGCGGAAUACACACCCUCAGAAGGUGGUGGACUCUCCUUCUUGGGUGCUUUUUCAGCAGAGGUUGCAUGUCCAUCUGUUAUAGAUACUUUAGUUGAGAUUCCUGAAUUGCAGGGGCUGGACUAGAUGACCCUUGGUCCCUUCCAACUCUAUGAUUCUCUAAUGCUUUAUGGCUACCUGUAACCUACUUCCUCAUCCACACCUGUAGUCAUCCAGUAUCGGCUCAUGGGUCAUUGCAACACAAUUGGUUAAUAUACUUGGGCUAACUUCCGGUGGUGAAACAUUAUGAAAACGUGAUUCAUUAAUUUUAUUUACCUGUUAUAUGUUUUUGUACCCUGUUCUUCCUCUGAUCCAGAGUACAGUGUGUCAUGCACGGCUCAUGCUGGAGGAAGUACUCAGACUCAGAUUUCGUUUCUUGCUAAAAAUGUUAAUGUCCAAAUCAGUAUGGUACAUGGGACACUGGAGCAGCAGGUGCAUGGCAUGACCAAGCAAGUGAAGACAUUGGUCCAUCAGCUAACAUAACAUAAGGAAGUGGUGCAGGCACAGUUUCAGUGCAGCAAGCAAGAUGCAUCUUGGGAUUGACCAAGGAAGCAGGAAUUCCUCCUAGUGAGCUGGACACGAGCUGUCUGUUUGUACUUGUCUGUGUCCUAGGCAACACAGAAGGUGGCAACACCAGCUCGGAGCCAGACUGGGUGCCUCCUGGGUAGGCAGAUGUUCAUCACCGGGGUUGCUGAAGGUGGUGGUGCCAAGCUCAGAGGUAGAGUGGGUGGUAUUGGGACUGCGACUGAGGCUGGCGGGGGUGGCUUGGCAAGGGGUGGCUGGGUGACAACCUCCCUGGGAUCAGAAUCCUCACCUACAGUGUCUUCCUCCAGCAGCUCUGAUGUUUUUGGGGCACAGACACAGCUAGCUCCAACCUGAUGAGUUGGGUCAUCAGCUUAGGUCAUCAGCUGGCAACUUUUCAAGAUCCUCCCAUCCCUUCUUCUGAUCUGACUAGCCCCUUUCAGGACAUCUCCCCGGGGCUUCUGACAUAGGACAGCUUCACUUAGUGAACCACUAGAACAACCAUCUAAAAUAAACAAAGCAAUAAAAGCAAACCCUCCAAGUGUCCCUAUUUUCUAGGGACUUCCCUAAUUUAGAGAAGCCAUCCCGGUUUCUGAUUUGAUCCCGGAAUGUCCCGCUUUUCCUUAGGACGUCCCUAUUUUCAUUGGAUAUAUGUUGGAGUGUAUGGUAGGAUGUCCCUAUUUUCAUUGUAGAAAUGUUGGAGGGUAUGGAGUUAGCCAACCCCCAAGCCGUCUGAAGGCAAUCCUGUAUAGGGAAGUUUUUAAAUGUUUAAUAUGUUUUUAUAUACAGUGAUACCUCUGGAUGUGAAUGGGAUCCAUUCCGGAGCCCCAUUCACAUCAUGAGCCGAACGCAACCCACAUCUGCGCGUGCACGGGCCGCGAUUCGCUGUGUCUGCGCAUGCGCAUGACGUCAUUCUGAGCGUCUGCGCAUGCACAAGCAGCGAAACCCGGAAGUAACCCAUUCCGUUACUUCCAGGUCACCGCAGGACGCAACCUGAAAACGUUCAACCUGAAGCGACUUUAACCCGAGGUAUGACUGUAUGUUGGAAGCUGUCCCAAGAGUGGCUGGGGCAACCCAGUAAGAUGUGUGGUGUAUAAAUAGUAAAAUUAUCAUUAUGGAUUGGGAUGUUCAUAUUUUCAUUGGAGAAAUGUUCGAGGGUAUGUAAAACUAUUGCAUUAGCCGGGCCAAAUUCUACAUUAGGAGAAUCAGAUAUGAUACAUGGCUUCUACUUGACUUUUUCCAUUUGAUGGGCUGCCCAAGAUACCUCAAGAUGCUACAAGCAGCACCCUUACUUGGGCUUUCUUGCUGCUUGUGUUAAAGCUGAUUCCCUACAGAAACUAACAAUAUGGGCCCAAAUUCUCUCUGUGCUAUUUCAAUUCAACUGGACUCUCGUUGUGCCUCCAUCCCAGGGACAAUACAAUAUAAACCCCUUGCUGAGCCCUGGAUCUAUGGGUAGAAUAUCCUCCAACAUUUCUCUGAUGAAAAUAGGGAUGUCCUAAGGAAAAGCGUGGCAUUCCGAGAUCAAAUCGGAAACCAGGACAGCUUCUGUAAAUCUGGGACUGUCCCUGGAAAAUAGAGGAACUUGGAGAGUCUGGCAGCUGUUCCAUUCAGAGGCAGCUCAAAAUCUGCUGCCGCCUGAGGCAGAACAUCCAAACAGUGUUCCCCACAGUGGUAAAAUGACUGAAUUAACAGGGAAUGUGCUGUCUUGAAUGGUACUCCUCAUCUGAGUCACUGUGCCUUAACGUUUAGGACCCGCCUUGGUUCCGAUGGCAGCAAAGUUCAGGUGCUAGUCAUAGUUUGCAUCCCUGCAAAACAACAACAGCAGGGAGAAGUCUUGGAAGAGUUUCCCCAAUGGGAACAAGAGUUAAAAUCCCCCCUGCAGGGAGCAUGACGAAGAAGGGCCAUCCAUGGAGUCUGGCGCUGCAGAGCAGUAAAACCGCCUUUGGGGAGGCAGCUUGCAAGGUGAGCCAGAGUAAACAGUACAUCGUGCCUUAAUCUCGAGCUGCCAUCAAGAUAAGGCAGCAGAGUAACCGCCACUUGCCUCGCCCAGUUGUGUGGGCUUUUUUCGUCAACCCACACCUUGGCACCAAGGUGUGUGACUGGCUCCUUUUGAAUCAUCACAACAUCCGUUAAAAAGAAGGAGACACAAACAAACAAGUGAUUUUUAAAAAAUAUGUGGGUGGCAGCAAACGUUAUUGCUGCCGCCACCUCCCUCCCUGACUUCCUUGUCCUGCUCUGCUGCUGGUGCCAUCUGAGGCCUGCUGCUUGCCGGUUUGUUUACUAACACUGAUGUGCUGCCCUUGUACAGCACAGGUGGCUGCUAGUGCUUGCUAAAGCUCUCUUGUCUAUUUCUGGCACCGGCCACUUCGCUUGGCCUCUUUCUCUCUUUCAUGUUGCUUCUGGUAAUGAUAAUCGGGCAAGGAAUGUAGUUCCAGGUUGGGAGCUGAGGGUGGCCUCCCCACCCCCUUGUUGGCACAUCUGACCAUGAGGUUUUGUUUAAAGGGGCAGUGCCCCAAGGAUAUCAGAAGGGCCACUAAUUAAAGCUGAUGAUUACUGUUAUUACUCAGUCUUGCACUGUCUGGCAAUCUUCAAAGCAGGUUUGGAAAUAACUGCAACAUGGCUGUAGAAAUGCCUGCUUGGUUGAGAUACAAAUAGACGUCUCUUGCCACACGUUUCCUCUUGUUUAUCGUGGCGACAUUUUGAUCACAUUUCCUGCUCUUAGGCUUGCUUGUUACUCCUUCCAGUGUUAAAAUAAGGAAAAUGCACCCAUAGUAAGGGAUUACUGUAUCACUCACUGAGCAAGUAGUACCGAUUUAGGAGUUCUGGUAUGGUUAAAUUAUCCUUGCUUGCUUUUGAAUCAGAGUCAAGCUAGUUGUAGUUGUAGUUGUAGUUGUAGUUGUAGUUGUAGUUGUAGUACAAGACUCAAAUCCCUAGACCACACUGGCUGCCCCGUCGCGAAUCAAGUAAUGCAAUCGCAAAGAAUCCCAUAGUAGUAUUGAAAGUGGAAUUUGCUGCCAAGGAGUGUGGUGGAGUCUCCUUCUUUGGAGGUCUUUAAGCAGAGGCUUGACAACCAUAUGUCAGGAGUGCUCUGAUGGUGUUUCCUGCUUGGCAGGGGGUUGAACUCGAUGGCCCUUGUGGUCUCUUCCAACUCUAUGAUUCUAUGAUUCUAUGAUUCUAUGAAAGACUUCUGCACGUAUUUUCCAGAGAAGGGUUCUAGAUAUAGCAUGUGCACCAUGCAAGCAAAAGCUGCCUAGGAUUGCAUUGUCCUUUAUCCUGAUGAAAUUGUGGACUCUGUGAGGAUCGCAUUACCAUUUCUCAGGUAAACUCUUAAUGGCCUCAGUUCUCCUUCAAUCCCAAAGAAUAUCUAGGUGGUGAAAGCAGUAAAACUGAGCUUGGCAAACAGUUUUUGUAAUCUUGGGCUGACUUCUCCUGGCCAAGGUGUGGACAAAAUUGCUGAGUUGCAUCUUAAUGACAGGCUUCAGCCCCAGAACUUCAAAAGCCCUUGGGGGCAUAAAAGGGUGUUUAAUGACCAGUUGGGAGUGCGCGUGUCUCAUUAUCUCAAGAUCAUUUCAGGCUUGCGAAAUGAUGAUGAUGCUUCUUAACAUGGUUACUGCACCUGUUUUUCUGCUGCUUGCAGAAAUUAAAGGGAACUGGCUCAAUUAAGCCACGAUCUGGGAUGGAGACAUUCUGGCUGCAGCCUGUCAGGGGGUUCCAUCCUCAUCUUUGCUGCAGAUGUCAGCAUCUCCGGUGUCGCUGCAGAGAUGUAGCUCUGUUUAUGCAAAGUACAGGCCUAGAUAAAUAUAGUUAGCUCUGUGUUUGGUUUCUAAGGGGUAUUUGUAUGCUCAUUAAUGUUAAUGCGCACAUUUGCAACUAGAUCUGAAGUUGCAGCUAUGUAAACGCUGGACUCGGUAAGAUAAUGCACAUUUAUUCCCAUUCAUUUUUUUAAUUGCUUUUUUGCAUUAAUGAUUCAGACCACCUUGGUGCUAACCAAAAUGAGCAAUGCAGCUUCUUAAAUGUCUGUUGUUGGGAAAUUAGAGAUUAAAUGUGUUUGGAAUUUUUUGUUUUGUUUUUAAAAUCCUGGUUUAUGAACAUGUGUAUGUUUCUGGCAUGGUGUGUGCAUGAUUUAGUUUAAGGAUGCUUAGGAUAACACUUGAGUGAGAUGGACUGUCAAUAGCACCAUUGAAGAGGGAAGUGAGUGGAAGGGAAGGCCAAGGAAAUGACAGGGAACCUGACAGUGGAAGUAUAUUUUUCUGGUUACAUACCCUGCAAGUGUCCUGGAAAAAACAGGACAUCCCGUUUUCCCCUUGUGAGAGCAUGGCUGCCAUUUUGGUUGUGAAAUCGAGCGAGAUCUCGCAUUCCUAUUUUGGGACACAACAUGUUGGAGAGUAUGCUGUUAUUGCUUCUUAGGGGCAGAAUCUGUUUACUCAGUGGUGGUCUUCCUCACCUCCUGUACAAGCUUUGCAAAAAGAGUCACUUCUGUUUUCAUGGAAACACUGGGAAUAAAGUGGGAGUGGGCUGUACUUUUUUUUUUUUUUUAACUAAGUAACCACCCAACCGGUUUCAUGAACCAGGGUUGUAGCCAGCCUUCUUUGUUGGGUGGCUGCUUCUUCUUCUUCUUUAAAAUAGAAUAAUGAUAAAUCAUUGAUUCCCUCAGAAUCGACAUGAAUAACUUUUUGUCAGAAAAGUCAAAGAGAGGGCCUGUGUAUAUUUUUCUCUCAGUGCACUCACUGACUAUGGCAGUCUGGUGCACCCAAAUGAAUUUUAGAGUUGCGCUCCUUGAACAGCAGUUCCCAGGCUACAUAACAAAAUGCUUUCUGAAAAUGAAGGGGAUUCCAUCUGCUAUAGGGCAAGGGUGGGGCACAUAUUUUUCAGGCCAAAGAGAGAAAUGGUUUUGUGUAUAGUAUAGUAUAGUAUAGUAUAGUAUAGUAUAGUAUAGUAUAGAAAAUUAGCCUACCUUUUGUACAGGUGGACUAGUUUGUAUACACACUCACAGACCCCUCUCUAUGCCCCAUCCAGCCAAACAAGCGGCGUGAUCAUAAUUCAAUGGCACAGUCCAUCUUGUGCUCCAGGAGGUCACGGUGGAGGGCCGGGGAAGGAGGAUGUUUGGGGAAGAGUCCUAAGGAUCAGAAAGAGAUGCCUGCCGGGCCAUGUUUGGUUCCCCCAAGGCCAGGUUUCCUUGCCCUUGCUGUAAGGAUCUACUAUUCAAGAGGGGGAAAUAAAAGAAACACACUAUGCACUCCCAAGACCUUGGGCACACUGGCCAAAGGCACCGUUGCUAAUCUGGUCAUUUCUCUUAUAAGGGAAGGACUAUAUGGCCAAAACCAUGUUGGGAUCUUGAAAGUUUUUGAGGAACGUGUUUUUUCCUUAAACCAUUCAGACAGCAGAAAUCCGUUUUGGAACUUUUUACAUCAGAUCGUAGAGUUUGGGUGUGAUGUCCUUGCCUUUUUACAAAUGCCCCAUCUAGGGGCAGUAAAAUUCCCAAUUUGAUGAAGGAGAUGCUUGAACCGCUUUAGAGCAGGAUUAUAGUCAAUGGGAGCAUUUGAGACUUAGUUGUAAAUAUAGCCAGGUUUUGAGUCAUGUGACUUUUAUAUCUUUAUAAGUGAAAGGAACUCCUGGAAUUCAGCUUUCUCAAAUCAACAGUAAAAGUGUACUCUGAAUGUUGAGUUGGGGGUCUUCUGCUUCCACAGCAAAGGGGUAAGGGGCUUUAAUAAGCAGAGUCAGACCCUGCAGCAUUCAAGAACAGUACUUCACCAGCCAAUGUGAACCAAGUUUACCUAAGUUAUGCUGUUAACUAAGACCGGAUAUAUAAAAGGGAUCCUUUGUGCAUAUCUGUGUAUGACUGCUACAAAGCAUCCAUAAGUUGAACCAGGAAAAUUUUUGAAUGUGCUUGUUCAUGUGGUUUUCGGAUGGCAGCAGGAAGGAGAGAGUGCCAAUUUUCUCACUUGCAUUUGCCAAUUUAAAGACUGAUUCAUAUGGCUGUUUUUUUUAACCUGCCAGCAAUGGGAUUGCCCUAUUGGCAAUGAAACUCGCCCAUGUUGCCAUACUAUAAACACCUGUCAGUGCCCUCACAGGAUUAACUGGCCCAACGAACUAGUUAAAAUUAAUAGUCCACUCAAGGUAGCUUCAGUCAUGGCAUCAACCUGUGAAGUUGUCAUAUGAUUCAGCCUUAAACUCAUAGGAGAUGUUAGGAUCACAGUGUUGAGGAUACAUACCACCCAGAGGAUAUAGCCACCCAGAGUGGCUGGGGCAACCUAGUCAGAUGGGCAGGGGACUACUGCUAAUACAUGUCUUUGAGACUUUACACCAGCCUUCCCCAAUCUGGUGCUCUCCAGACGUUUUGGAUUUCAGCUCCCAUCUGCCCCAGCCAGGCUGGCCAGUGGUCAGUGAUGAUCAGAGUUAUAGUCAAAAACAUCUGGGGGGCACUAGGUUGGGAAAGGCUUCUCUACCAAGCUGAAGGCAAAAGUGCACUGGGGUUUAUACAAGCAGCAUAAACCAUUUGUUUACUCCUGCCUGAUACUGUUGUUGACAGGUAGAAAGCUCUGUGCAACGGCAUGAUUGAUGAGUUCAGUAUGCAUGGAAUCUGCAAGCAUGUUGUUGCCUGUGUUGGGUAGUAAAACAGCUGACAAGCAGAGUAAUCUGGGAUGCUUUUCUAGAGAUUAUCUAAGCAUUAGAAAAAUACAGCUACAACCAGCCAUAAUCUAAAACCUGCUGGAAGAAGUGGCAAUCUUUUGGCACAAAGCAAUAGGAUACUUUGUGAAUAUGUUUGCGUUUGGGUUUGGGUUCAUCCAGAGAGGCUUAUGCAUCACUAGGGAAGUUGACAUGUAAAAAGAGGAUACAGAUGUGCACCUGCUAAUUUAGAAAUAAAUGACUGCAAUGUAGCUAAAAAGCAUAAUACACCUCACCCUAGUGGGGAAGACUGUGCCCAAGUGAUGUGUGUGCUUGCCUAGUCUGCUCUCCAGCUGCUAACUGUGGAUGGGCAGCUCUCCCUUCCUACAGUUCCUUAUCUUUAAACUGGACUGGGACCGGACAAAUGCUCAGAACUCCUAUCCCAGGCCUCUAGCUAGCUUCCAAACCCAACUCUCAUCCUUUCUCCUUCUGAGCAUAGAAAGCUGUGCAGAGAGAUGAGAUUCAAUACUUGGCAUAAAAUGGCUUCAAGACUUUUUGCUCCUCCACAGCUGCACUGCAACAAACGAUGCUACAGUUUGGCGCUUCCGGCCCUGGUUUUCAGAGGAACCGCUUUAUCUUCCUUCUUGGAAUUUGCAUAGGAUUUAGCUUCCCCAAGGACAAAAUGAAGUAAAAGCAAGGACAGUGAAAUGUCCAGCAGCUGUUUGAAGUGUGAAUGUGCUACAAAAGGCCGAGAUCAGCAGCUUAGCUGCGAACAUUGCAAAACUUCCUUCUCUCCUCCCUUUAUUGAGGAUGUCCCCAUCUUUUCAGGAAAAGGUGGAAUCACCUAUGCAGGUUCUGGGGUAUUUAGUCAGAGAGCUAGCAGGAUGCUAAUAAAAGAGCUGACAAAGAGCAGUAAAAUCCUGCUAGUUGCUAUAAGAAACAGCUCUCCUGGGAAAUUUAAAAUCUGCUGUAUUAACUUUGCCUAAAUCUCCAGGGUUGACACUUCCCAUUCUGUCUGAGAAGGGAAGUGGAAGAAGGAAAGCCUUAGUUCUAGUUAUCUCUGGUGCUUUAAUAUGGAAUCUGUUGCAGUAAUAAUAAUAAUAAUAAUUUAUUAUUUAUACCCCGCCCAUCUGGCUGAGUUUCCCCAGCCACUCUGGGUGGCUCCCAAUCAAUGUUAAAACAGUACAGCAAUCUGUUUACGUCUUAAAUUCUGCAAUGUCCCUGUCCUUAUCAUGCUUCUAUGGCACUGGGAAGAAACUCUUGCCCUUGCUCUACAGAUGCCAAUGCAUCAAUACUUGUGGCACCUUUGCAGUGCAAAUGCCUUGUUUUGACAGUUUCUCUGCCUUUUGAACUUACCCCAGCUUUCAAAGCAAGCCAUCGCAAGGAUAUUCUGAUGCUAAUGCUUUCAGUGAAAAAGCUGGUAUAGCACAAAUGCUAGCAAAGACUCAGGUGCUCCUGUCCUGCUUGUGGCUGGUGGGAUAUCAGAGGUGAUGUUUGGUAGAUGGUUUGGUUUUCAAAAUUUUGCUCUCUCAUUGUGCCUUCCAAACAACUACAGUCUGCUUUAUUGUUUAUCAGCCAGCUUCUUCAUAGUAUUAGCCUGGCUUUUAUUGAUUGGCCGCCUGGCACUACCUUUCCCAGAAGAGCCACUACAUCUCAACAUCUCUGCCUCAUCCCCACCCCCAGUUGAUUCUGCUUUAUGAAAAUGGGUGGUUUUUGUGACUUUCAUUCAAAGAAAAUUAUUGCCCUUUUCCUCUUUCUUUAUAUUUUUUUAAUUGCAUUUUUGUUUAUUCCAGGUUUGGUUGAUUUGCACACCCACCUUUGGUUGCUCAAUUCCAUAUAUAUAAAAAUAUAUAUGAUAAAUAUAUAAAUAUAUAUCAUAAGUAUUUUAUCAUUUACUAAACUUAGUAAACAAUAUACAUGUUCUAACGGUGUUGAAAACAUCAAUAUUUAAAGUUGAUGUUUGAAGAUUUUAUAUAAGCCAACUAUUUUGCUAUUACAAAGCUGGAAUAAAUAUUAUAAAUGGAUAAAAUAUAUAUUUAUAUUUUUAUAGGACCUUAUUUUAACUAGCUUUUCACUAUGGAGUGUGUUGACUGGAGAGCAAAGCCUCAGGCUGGGCCACAAACUGAGCAUCCUGCCAAGGACUGUUACACCCUGAGCCACACUUGCUUGGGGAUCACAGCUCUUUGGAUUGGGAGGCAAGGUGCCAAGGAUCUGGCUAAGGUUUAAAUUGCACAUUGUGAGCCCAGGUUUCCCCAAAUAAUAAUAAUAAUAAUAAUAAAUUUUAUUUAUAUCCCGCCCUCCCCAGCCAAAGCCGGGCUCAGGGCGGCUAACAACAAUAAAACAGUACAAAAGUACAGCAUAAACAACAGUCUAAAAUCAUUCGUUAUAAAAUUAAUUAAUUCAAGCCACUGGCAACCAUUGGGCCAGAGCUCCGCGAAGAUUGCCGAGGGAGGGAGUCAGGCUGUGCCCUGGCCAAAGGCCUGGUGGAACAGCUCUGUCUUGCAGGCCCUGCAGAAAGAUGUCAAGUCCCGCAGGGCCCUGGUCUCUUGUGACAGUGUGUUCCACCAGAUCGGAGCCACGGCCGAAAAAGCCCUGGCUCUAGUUGAGGCCAGCCUAACUUCUCUGUGGCCUGGGACCUUCAAGAUGUUUUUAUUCGAAGACCGUAAGUUUCUCUGUGGGGCAAACUCAGAAGAUGGGAGAGAUUUCCUGUUUAAUAAGGUGUAUUGCAUGUUUAACACUGUCCGUGAAAGGGUGGCAGGCAGACUUUACCUUUCAGCUGGCAAAUAUACAGGAGAUGAUGAAAUAAGCAAGGAAUGUUCCUGGGAGGUAAGCAGGUUGAAGGUCAGUUGCCUUAGGAACACUUAACUGGAGCCAAAGAAAGAUAGCCUGAAACAGUGUCACUAAAGUGCAAAACCUUGUUUAAAGGAAAGUACCUAGUGCAAGAUGGAACUGAAUUUUCCAGUAGGGUGGAGUUGGGUAGCAAACAGAUUUAGCCAUCAUUCAGAUCUGUUGUUCUUGUUGGCAUCCAUCUGUCUCUCGAGACAACAGAGUGCGCCUCUGUGGAUGAAGUCAAACCACUGCAUUCGCAGCACUGAAGUGAUCUUCCUGGGGUGCAAGUCUGGGCAGUAUGUAUGGAGGUCCUGGGCUGCCCAGACAACAAGGUCCUCCUCUCAGCCUCACUGUUGUGGUCCAAAGGAAAGCAGACAAUAUGUUGGGCGCCAGUUUGGCUGCACGAGUUGCUGGAAAGAGGCGUACAGUGGUACCUCGGGUUAAGAACUUAAUUCGUUCUGGAGGUCUGUUCUUAAGCUGAAACUGUUCUUACCCUGAAGCACUUUAGCUAAUGGGGCCUCCUGCUGCCGCUGCGCCACCGCUGCACGAUUUCUGUUUUCAUCCUGAAGCAAAGUUCUUAACCCGAGGUACUAUUUCUGGGUUAGUGGAGUCUGUAACCUGAAGCGUAUGUAACCCAAGGUACCACUGUACAAGGCUUCAUCCAACCAUCUUAGGAACUCCAUUUCCUUAUUUGUGUAGGCCUUACUCCUUAGCCUUUUCUUUUCGCAAAGAUAUCCCACAAGCCAGCAGAGGUCUAGAACCAGAGUUUUUCUUCUUCUAGACAGGCCACCAAUCCAGGCCCCCUCACUUUCCUCUACCACACAGGCAGAAACCGCCUUAUUGACUGUUGGGCGCCACUAUUGCUCUCAUCUGCUCAAUCUGUCAGAGCCUGUCUUUGCAUACAGAAGUCCCUAACUCACUGAGGGUUUGAGAUCCACCAGUUACCUUCACCUGGUUAGGCAGCCAGUCAAAGCCAUUCCUGGGGUGUAGCUGCUGUCACAUGCUGACAGCUUCUAAGAGCCACAGGUGACAGCUGAGUGCAGGGUGGGGACCAAAGGAUUGUUGUUGUUGUUGUUGUUUUAUUGUUCUACUUGGUGUCUAUUUUUAAACACACCUGAAUAGCUUCAAAGUGGAAGAUACAUCUUAUUCUUGCCAUUUAAAUGGGCAAAGCACUGUAUAAUUCCCUCGCACUUCAACAGCCUCCAGCAUUUGAUUGCAACAGAAUUCAUUAAAAUGUUAGCCAAGCUAUUUAGCGAUGAGCAGAUGGGGCAGUACCGAUACAUACAAUCUCAAAAGCAGGCCUCCUGAAUGAGUGACCCUGGGCCUUUUACUUCUAAGGCAUGUAUGUGAGGCAAUUUGCAAGCUACCCCACACCCUCUGCACUCAGAAUGUGCCACAAGACCUAGUAACUGAGAUUCUAUCAGAGUCCGUCCAACUUUAAUAGUGUUGUAGCAGCAGCUGCCUCUAUGAUCUCAUCUAUAAAAUGGACUUGACGAUAUACUGUUGUUUUAAAUGAAACUAGGUUCCAACUAGUCAUUUAUAUGUGUGUGCUCUUGUAAUCCACUUGUUUUGCAUGGAAUGCUGCUCUGCAUUCAAUCUAUGGAACAUUUGCAAGUGUUAACACCAAUGCUGGAGCCAUUUGGAUUUGUGUUGUACUGUAAAUCACUUCAGGAUGCCUCAGGGGAAGUGAUUCAUAAAUGAAAUAAUAAUAAUAAUUUUCACAAAGGGCAUGAAAAUUGGCACUGGCAUUUCCCUGAUCUGUCAUUCAAAUGUAAAACUUGAACAUUGUUUAGCAUCUCCACUUCUAUCCUGCAUUAGCAGCAAAUCAGAUAUUUGUAGAUAUGAUUUGAGAAACAAUCUGGAGAGGUGUAGGAUGGAUCUGUGGGCUGCUUCACACAUUAAGUUGCAGCAAAACUGCUUUUUCUCAGAGUUAGGGAGCUGUGGCCAAUAACUCCCAUUUCCUGAGUGAAUGCUCUGGCAUAUAACAUGGAGAGGUCAAGUCUAUGCACUGCAUGUUUAAGGUGCGCAUGUCAAAUUUUUCAUGUAUAUGUCAUAUGUUGAAACUGUCUGCAGGUCAACAGUUAAAACCAUGUUAUAGUGGGCUUGAAGAGACCUUUCCUCUCCUUCCUUACACUUUCAUUUGGUAACCAAGUAGGCCCUGUUGCAAAAGGAACAGUCAGAUCCCAUUCACAGAGGGAGUUGUUAGCUACUUGUCUGAUGCGAGCAAGCCAGACAUGCUCAAGGCAUUCUCCUUGGCAGCAGGGAAGCUGGAUUGGAGGGAGGAGGAGGAGAAGGGAAGGGAAAAGAGAAGCCAGGAUAUUUCAGCAAUGCACAUAACACUCACUGCUGUGGAGGUCAGCGCCUGGACACAGCCCUUACAGCAGGCGAUGGAAUGUAAAGGGCUGGGCUUUGCAGCAGGAAGAGAGCAGAGGAGCUUUGAUUCUUCGUAAUUAAAACAAACCCAGCAGCCGCAGAGAAUCAACCACAGUUCUCUUAAACACUCUUUGCUCCUGUGUUGAGGAAGGAGACAGGCAGCUUCUGGGGAAGGGAUUUCACAGUCCAGCUGUCUCCUCCGGGUCAUUCUGGUGCUGCUCAGUACCAGCCAGCCCAGAAGCGUAAUUCCUUCUGUAAAAGUGGGGUGCAGUUUUACUUCCUUCCUUGCCUUGUGCGCAAGAUUACACUCUUGUACUCUUGACAAAACACAGGUCUAUCCCUGUGCAUUUUGGUAUCAGUCCCAGGGUUUUCAUGUUCUUCUAUUAUCAUAGAGCUGGAAGGGACCCUGAGGACCAUCUAGUCCAACCCCCUGCAAUGCAGGGAUAGGCAGCUGUCCCUUAUGGAUAUUGAGCCUCUAACCCUUGUUGAAAACCAACUGGGGCUUAACGUGAACAAGCAGUGAGUUAUUGUCACUGAAAGUUCUUGCACUGGUCCUUCCCACUGCUGCUACACUGCUGAGAAACAAGUCUGCGCCUGGCCGGUUGUGAUGUCUAAGCCUGGGCUUAUGGCUUAUUUAUCUCCAAACAAACCAGGAGCUGUAACCAAGGUUUGUUCUUGGCUUUCUGCUCAUGGGGUUUUUUUGUUUUUGUUUUAGAGAAACAAACCAUGUGCCAGGGUCCAGACAUCCUGACAAGCCAGACUCUGGGCUGUUUGCCGACAGCAUGGCACAUGAGGAGUGAAGCGAGAACUUUUCUGCAGCAGCCACUGGCACACUGUACAUUCACAUUUAACUAUAGCUUGCUUUUCAAUAAAGUUUCUUUUACCUGCAGACCAGGCCCCUCUGUUCAAUGGGGUGUACACCCAGAAUUGCAGUCAGGAAUUAACUAAUCCAGAAUAAUUAUCACCUUCUACUGCCUUGCUCACAGACUCUUCCUGCUUCUGUGGUUUGAAAACAUGAAAGAAAUCUACUCUUAUAUCAACUAAAGCCACUAGGUCUACUGCUAAGUAUGACUAAUUAUAGAUCCAACCCUAUAAUGAUACAUGCUUUGCUAUGUUACGGGGCAGCUUUAUUCAUUAAGGGUCUUAUUAGUAAUCUGCCUUAAAAUAAGACCAAAAUUGUAUGUGCACAUUUGAGGGUGGUGGCUAAAGAAGGAAUGCAUCACCUGGGGAAAACCAGAGGUCACAGAUCUGCAUAAUAUUUGCCUACAUUUGGUAUUAAGCUAUACAUAAUUUACUAUAAUUUAGAUAGGAAUACAAUCAAUCUCCCUAUUGUGUUCAUUCAUGGUUUUUACCUCUGUUGUUAGCCAUCUCGAGCUUUUUAGAGGAAAGGUGGAAUACAAAUACUGUAAACAAUUGGGAAGAUGGUGUCCUGUUUGGUUGCUCAGUCUGUUCUCCAGGUGUUCACUGUUGAUGGGCAACAUCCAGACCUCUGUUCUUCUUCUUAAGCUUCUUUAGUUUUAAACCAAAUGUGGGGUUGUAUGCAAUGAAGCUGAUAGCACAAGCAGCUCCACCUGUGCCAUGGGGCUUCCUUGCCCUUUUCCUGUGUUCUUCCCCCCCCCCCCACUCUUUGGGGUUUCCUCCCAGCUCUCUGGGGCAGAAAUACUUGAGGGAGGCAAGAUGCAAGGAGAUGUGGGAAGAGUCAUCCUGCUGCACAGGCAGAAGUUCUUGCACUAACAGGAUGCUUUCAAACAGAGGACUGUCCUUAGACUGCCCUUCCAAACAGAGGGAUAUUCUCUGUAAUAUAGGGUACCUGGCCACCUCAGCACAGUGAAAUGCUCAGCAAGAGAGGUUGUCCUCUUUGGAAAAUCAAUAUCCCCUAGAACAGUGGUGGGCAGACUUGAAGCUUCUUUGGGAUCUUCUUUGGGCAUUUUUGCUUGAACCCCCAGGUCUCAAGGCAUAUGCUUGGAAUUAAAAGAAGUCUGAGAAUUUGGUUUGAACUGUGGCUUUUAUGGGUGUUGUGUAAUUUACAUGGGCCUGCUUUUGUUUUUGUUUUAAGGCAAAUUAUGACUACUUGCUAUGGAGAAAGAUCUGCCUACGUGCAAGAUAACAUCUAUAAUUUCUCACAAUACCUGAAUCUAUCCAUCUAUCCUAUGUGCCUCUGCUGUUACUUUCUUUUAUAGAACCAGUCGAUCCCAUACAAUAUUUCUGUAUUGGAGUCAUGCACUCAAAAGCAGCUGUCCAUGACAUGUACAGAUAAUAAUUAUUGCGUGCAUGUGAAAACAAGCACUGAAAGCCAUCCAUGUGGAAUCCCCGUUUGUAAAACCUGUGAGAGACAGGGCAUGAACUACAAUUGUAUUUGAUCUUUAUUAUUUCAUGUAUGAAUUGCUUCCCAUGAAACAUCCCCAAGUGAUUAACAGCAGAAACACCAGCAACAGAAACAUAUAUAAAUACAAUUUCCAGUUCAGUGGAGAUAUGGACAGGGGUGAAAUAAAAUCUCCAUUUAAAAGGCUUGUUGGAAGAGAAAGACCUUCCACAGGUACUGAAAAUAUAACAGAGAUGGCACCUGUCUGAUAUGGAAUGGGGGAGUGUUUCAAAGGGUCUCAUUCCUACCGGGUACAGAGUGGGUCUUCUGAUGUGUUGGUAUCUGUGGGAGGCAGUAUAUAAAGAGUAAGAUUACCUUUUUGGUAUCCUGGUCCCAAGCUGAUAAACCUUUGUAUACUAGUGCCAAUAUCAGAUCCCCAACUCCCACUAGCCCUAGCUAACAUGGCCAGUGGGUCAGGAUGAUGAGAGUCAUUCAGCAGCAACAUGUCGAGGGCAACAGGCUUGGAGAAGUUGUUCUAGGCGAAUUACAAUAUUGUCAGUAAGGAGGUUGCACAGAUAGUUGAAUUGAUGAAACAGAUGCCAAGCUAGUCAAGAAUGUGGUGGGUCUCUGUCUCUCUCCUGUCUCCAUAGACUGAAACCACAAGAUGUGAUGGUGUAAUUUAGGGUCAUGCCAAUUACAUAACACCCAUAGAAGCCAUAGCUCUCCUGUUAUGGGCACCUGCCUCAUUGAUUCAUGCCUUUUGGAAGCUCCUUGCAGUGAGUAACAAAGGGAUGUUUUAAAACGCGCCACACAUUAAUUUUUCUUGCAUAGAUGAUCUGGGUUAGUCUCCAGAUGAUGCUGGACUCCAACUCCCAUCAGCCCCAGCUGGUGUGGCCAAUGGCCAGCCAUGAUGGGAGUUGGAGUCCAGCAACAUCUGGUGGGGACACCACAUUGCCUGUCCCUUGCAUAGAUAAGACAGGCCCAGGCCAGAAACAGAACUGGAAGUUGUGCUUUUCAUUCACAAUAUUGCACAGACGAGUGUUUCUCAAAUGUCCUUUAGGGAUGCGUCAAACAGGGAAGAUGUCCUAUUGAUUGUAAAUCUGUAAGCUACUUCUAAGAAAAAUCCAGCCAGGUAAAACCAACAAAGUAUCUGGGUUGCUGGCCACUUCUUAAAGACUUGAGGACACUUCGGGAGACCCUGAAACAAAAGAUUUUUGUAGGCUCUGUAGGACCUUUACCAUUGACAGAUUUAUUGUAGCAUAAGGUUUGGUAGGCUGGAGCUCAUUAAAAAUAAAAAAGAAAUGUUUAUGACUAUUAUUAUUAUUAUUGCAAGGGGACUCGGUCCCAUGACAGCUGGAGCACAAUAACUCUGUGCUACAAUGUUUACAAAAAGUGAAAAGGUUCAAGACUCCCAAAAUGCAGGUCGCGUUCCUCUUCCUGACCUGCUGAUGCUGUAGCUAAAAAAGAAUUUUUCUCUGUUUUUGUAAAUAAAUUCUUAAUCCCCCCCAAAAAAUCUAUAAAAUAAGGAUAUAAAAUUCAAACCACCAUCUAACAUUAAUGCUUCUAAUAAAAAAUCCUACUAUUUUACAAACUUUCUUUUGAGGUUCUUUAAACCUCAAUACUCCUUCCACCGCCUUCUACUGGUUCUUUACAUCUUACAUCAUUCUCUGCAUUUUGUUAUCAUUUUUAUCCACUUGUUAUACCUUUACAUUCUCUAAUACUUUACUUCUUACAAGUGCUUAAUCUAAACCUGCCAAUGUACCAACUCGUUUACAGUAUUUCUGCACAUACACAAUAAUUUUCUCCCAUUCUUUUUUAAACUUCUCAUUGUCAAAGUCUCUUGAGUUUUGCCAUCAGUUUUGCCAUUUCUGCAUAGUCCAUAAGUUUUAUUUGCCAUUCUUCUGUUGUUGGCAACUGUUCUUCUUUCCAUCUUUGGGCUACAUAAAUAAUUUCUUCUGUUUUUUGGGAAUUACUGUUCCUAUUAUACCUAGUAGAAAAGCUUCUGGUUUCUUUGCAAAGGUUAGUUUAAAUAUUUUCUUCAAUUCAUUAUAUAUCAUUUCCCAGAAGCCUUUAAUAACCUUGCAUCCCUACCGCAUAUGAUAGGGUGGCUAGGUGGAAAAAAGGACAGUUGUAUAAAAGAGGGAAUUAUAAGAGGUGCAGCUAUCCAUCUUGUUUCACUAUGUAUUUCUCUUCCAUAAAACACUGCUAUGGUACUUUAAAAAAGUGCAGCUUAUUCAUUAUGUAAGUUUUAGGGCUUCAGGUUUAUUUAUUUACUUAGACAAUUUAUAUAUCUCUUAACUACAAUUGUCUAUAAGCAGUGUACAAAGAACGCAAUACAAUGAAAAUAAACAUAGUUUAAAACAAUAAAAAAAUAAGCCAGGAAGCUAUGUUUGUUUGUUUUGGUAGGACUGUCUUGAAUUUGAAGAUUUGCUUCACUUGCAAACAAAGUCAGGGACACUCCAAUCCAAACAUAGUAACUGUUACACCCACUAAGAACAAUGAUAGAUAAUAUGAGUAGAGUACUCUGUGAUCUAAUAGGACUUUUCCUUCCUAAGCCACUCUAAGCCUGUAAUGAAAGGCAUAAACCUGCUUGAGGGCUAAGUCUGCAUGAGGGUCAGUGUGCAACAGAUUUUAUCUUUCUACACUGAGCACUGGUGAAAGGGUUUGAAGUACUUCUAAAAGGGGCCUUAGUUUGUGAAAUUAAGGGUUAGACUAGUUGUCCAAUGAACUACACCUCAAAGGAUGGCUGCAUCACUCAACAGAGACACAAAUAAUGAGCAGAGCCAGUUUCUUGCAGUCAGCGCUAACAAAUAAAUACAAUGUUUAAUGAACCCUUUCUUCUUCUUCUUGCGCCAUCUGACUUUGUCCUUUCGUUGUUUUUCUGUCAAGUGAACUGACUGCUCAUGCCACAAAUUUCAACUGAUCAUCGGGAGGUGAUAGUAUGAACAGAUUAGUCCUUAUCCUGGAGCUGGAAGAUCUGGCUUUGUUCUCUGCUCUUAACAGUGUGUGAUCUUGGCUAGGUGUUUCAGGGUGGGGCCGCACAGGAAGUUUCCCACAAUCCAGGUUUACACUUCAGUGAAUAUCUCCAAGUGCAGGAAGCACUCUCUGGGAAAACAAGGCAUGACCGACUGCAGGAUUUCUCAUUGCUAAAAUGCCACCUUCAUUUUUCAGUGUUUCCACUCUGGAGUGUGGACAACAGGCAGAGAAUCUGGAAAGACAGCAGUAUCAUGAUGCUUACUGCCCUUGGGUGCAUUGAACUGGUAUAUGUAUGACUUGGGGAAAAAACCCACUUUGAUGCGGAAGUGCUUUCAGUGUCUCUCAGCACCUGCAAACAUGUUACCUCGUGUCACGGAGCAAAGAUACCUGGGACUGUUGGACAUUGAUAGCACCUGAAUUCCUGUGCAAAGUAAAUUUUCAUGUUUAUGUAUAGAUCUAUUGGUUUCAUAUCCACUGACUUUUAGAUCCUAUUAAUCAUGCCCAGGGCUUUUUUUCAGGGGGAACUUGCCGUAACUCAAUUCCAGCACCUUUCAGGGGGACGCCAUUGCCAUUAUAAGAGAACAAGGGAGGCGUUCAUGGGGAGUUCUGGCACCUCUUUUUCUAGAAAAAUAGCACUGAUCAUACUCCAGAUUUUCCAUGAGAACACCCACUGGAAAAGACAAGUAGGUUAGACAUUUUCCUCUGCAACACCAUUGCAAUACAAGAUCAGGAAGGUCCUCUAUAGAGUUGAAGCAACAUAGUAGUUAAGAGCAUGAUCUGUGAGUUGGUGAUGUGCACUUUUACUUCUGGAAACUCACUGAAUGGAUUUGGGCAAGCCCCACCACCUAUCUAACCUCAUCUCUCAUGUGUGGGCAAUAAUACUUGUCUACCUCACAGGGUUGUAGGAUUACUGAGGUAAUAGAGUGUGAGGUGUUCUGCACUCUUAAAUGCACUCUAUAAUGCUGAAACGUUACUGUAUCAUACUACAGUAUUACAUCCCUGAGCAUGAAUUCUGUCUGCAUUGGUGCAGUCUCCCUCUGUCCAGAGAUUUGGGGAAACUUUCCCUGUCCUUCUGGCAGUGUUUACAAAGUUUUAGCCUCUCUUUGUCCUCUGGCCUCCUGGGCGGUGGGGCUUAUGGCUGGGCUGUGGGCCAGGAGCUGAUCUGACACAUAGAAGCGGGAUUUAUGGGAUGCUGCUUUGAUUCCAGCUCAAGGGCACGUAGGGCUGAAGCCAGAAGAGACGCAGCGUUUGGGUCCGUGGCAGGGAGGAGGGUGAGAGCAUCCAGCUGCUGCUGCUUCUCCUCCUCCUCCUGCCAUACUCUCCUUUGAUGCCUUUAAGAACUUUUUUGGAAGCUUGUUUCUCCAAAUGAGGACUGGCAGGCCGGCUGAAAAUUGCAUGCAAAGCCCGCCCACACACUUCUGGUGGGACACUUUGAUUCCGUUGUGGCAACUUGCCCCGUUAGUUCAAGCCGGGGCUCCUCCCUUCUUCUUUACUCUGCUGAUGCAUCUCAGCCUGGUCUUGUGAUUUCUGCUGCUGUCAUCUCAAGUUUUCUGUAGUUGUUUCUUGUUUCUGUAGCUGUCCACAGUCUCAUUUUUCUUCUUCUGGACUUAGGAGACCUGUAUGCACAUGUAUGCACACACUGUUUUUCCAUCCCCAUAGCCUUCAAAGCAGCUCCUUGAUUUCAAUUCUGCCCCGUGCUUUAUCUUGCAAUCAUUACACUUGUCUGCAUCGGUCUUCCUGAACACCGACCUGAAGCUCUCUUGAGUCCAAGCCCUGCCACUCCCAUUCAUUUAACACUUCUGCUGGUUAUGCCUGCAUUCCCUGGGGGUUGGACUAGAUGACCCUUCGGGUCCCUUCCAAACGCUAUGGUUGUAUGAUCAGCCUCUGUUGCGAAUGGCAGCUUAUCGGAAGCCUUUUGGGGACUCCAGGCAUUUCCGGUUAGUUAAAAUGUUGACUAGGUGCCCAAAAGCCGUGGUCAGGUUUGCCAUAUUGCAGUUUCCAAUGAAAACAAGCAGUGUACCACUGAGCACUUUUUAGUUUGUGACCUAGCAUUGCCCUGAGAUGUGCUCCCUAAAGGGAGAUAUGCAAGGAGAGGAUGCCAUUUUGAGUAUAAUUACUCAUUCUGCAUACAGUACGUGUGUAGCCUUAGCGAUGGGAGCAUGUGUGUACCAUUGAAGGUGGUUUUAUAUUCUGAUUUUGUUCUGUGAACUGCCCUGAAACCUUCAGGUAUAGGGCGGUACAGUGGUACCUCUGGUUACGAACUUAAUUUGUUCUGGAGGUCCGUUCUUAACCUGAAACCGUUCUUAACCUGAGGUACCACUUUAGCUAAUGGGGCCUCCCACUGCUGUCUGCAUGUGAUUUCUGUUUUCAUCCUGAGGCAAAGUUCUUAACCCGAGGUAUUACUUCCGGGUUAACUGAGUCUGUAACCUGAAGUGUUUGUAACCCGAGGUACCCGGGUUACAACCCGAGGUAUAUAAAUUCAAUAAAUAAUAAAAUAAUAAUGAUGCCACAACAGAAGUAGUUUCCAGUGUGACCACUGUACUCAGCUCAGAAUUCUCUGCUGUGGCUCCUUCGGAUUUCAGACUAACGGUCUUUCCCAGCCCUACCUGAAGAUGCCAGGGAUUGAAUUUGGGUACAUCUGAGUGCAAGGCAGAUCCUGUACCACUUAGCUUGGGCCCUUUUUACUGAUACUGUGACCUCUGGGACAGUGUUUCAAGAGGUUUAUGGCAACCUGCCUUGCAUUCUGUAUGGUUGCAAAUUAAACAAAAGUGUUAAACCACAAAGAUAUGGAAGUCUUUAUGUUUCAUGUUGAAGAUGGUUUGGGUCCAAAGCGUUUCGAGCCAGAAACGGCCUUCUUCUGGAGAUACAUUAGAAUGAUGAUUGAAAUAUCUCUGUCGGUCCCUACUAACAGAUGCAUAACCGUGUCACACACAAGAGUUCAUUAGCAAGAGCGGUGCUAGGAGGGGUUUGCAUGGGACACAUGCAAUUCACCAGCUGCUUCCAUUUGUGCAGGUAAAAAGGAAGUGGAGUCUGAAGGGAAAAUAUUUGUAUACACUGCAACUAAAGAAAGUGCAUCAUAACUUCAAUCUCUUUCUCAAAAACAAUAAACAAUAAAUGGAACAGCAAUACAAGACUCCAUAGAUCUUGGCCAAGUUACUCUGCUUCCACAGAUCACUUUUCCUACAGUGCCCUGCCUUGUAGGGGUGUGGUGAGAAUAAAUAUUUAGCAGAGUGAGUGGGCAGAUGCUUAGAUGCUAUGGUAAUAGGGCCAAAUAAAUAAUUUUAUAGCUGACUUUCCUCUUCUCAAUCACCAGGGAGGCCUAUAAAAUGUGUUUACUGACAAACUCUGAAGCUGUUUUUUUGUGAAAGGGCUUUGGUUUUACAAUCCUGUUUCAGACAGGAUCGUUCUUGGUAUCUGAAGUUUAUCCAGCCCCUGCAGUUGUUGUUUUUGUCUGCUGUGGGUUCUAAUUCAGGUAUAUGCAGUUUUCAGCUGAAUCACCUGAGUAAAACUUAAGUGGAUUCUGAAAACCUUUACAGUUUUUUUCUGGAAAGGAGGUAGGUCUUCUAAAAUUGUUGCUAUUGUUGUUGUUUUUGUUAGUUAUGUAAACACUGACUGAAAUUGGCAAAAGGCUUUCUUUAUUUCUAUAUUUUGUUCGCUUUUUUUAAAAAACACAUAUUUUUUAUUAAAGAUUUCUUGGUUUACAAAAGUAUGUGCAAUGUCUAUUUUUUCAAGUUACAUUUUCUACAGAUCAGUUUGUUUGUGAUUGACUGUGGUGAACUUUGUUUUCAUGUGUGAGUGGGGUGGGUGGGUGUUUUUGAAUCAGGUUAGGCAGAUUGAUUCGUAUGCUGUUGGUGGAUUCUUCUUGUUGUCUUGUUGGUCUGCGUAUGUGAUAAAGGGGAUCCAUACUGGGGUAGCAUUUUCUUCUAUUUGUCCCCGUAUCAGUUUCAGUUUAUUGGUUAGUUUUUCUAAUAAGGCUGUUUCCCAUACUAUUUGGUACCAUUGGUCCAUGCUGACUCCUGACAGGUCUCUCCAGUGUCUGGCUAUGAUGUUUCUGGCUGCUGAGAGUAGGUGGGUUAUGAGCUCUUUGUGAUGUGAGUGGGCAUUAUUAUCCUGGAAGAUGUUUAGUAGGGCCAACUCUGGGGUGACUUCUAAUACUUAUUGUUUUUGUAUUCCCAGUGUACAGAUGGGGAACUGUCUUCUGAGAUAAAGGUUAACAGGCGCAUGCCCCAGGUUCAGUUCCUGUGUCCCCAGAAAAGGCUAAAAAAGAAAGAGUCCUUGUCUGAACUUUGCAGAGUUACUGCCACUUAGACAAUACUAAGGUAGAUGAACCAACUUAUAUGGCAGCUUCAUGUAUCCUUCCCUAUGAGACUUGUUAACAGGACAAAGCAGAGUAAGAUGUGAGAUCCAUUAUCGGACUAUCUCCCGUCUUCUUUUUUUUGCUUUAGUUUGUAGUAGUUACAGGAUCUUCCAAAUGGGAUUAGGGCCAGGGAGUGCCGGGGGACAGCAGUUAAUCCUUUCCUAAUUAUCUCUAUGAUAGCUUCAUUAACUAUGAACUCUGAAAUUUGGGUUUUGCAGUCAUUUUGCAGGGUUUGGAGUGGAAGCCCCAGGUUCUGCAGCACCCCCAAACUGAGGAAUUGAUACAUCAAUUUGGGGGUUCCAGCAUUAUAUGUCCAAUUCACCCCAAACCACUGCCAAAGUUUUGCAAUAGUUUUGCAAUAUUUUGCAGUGAAAUAUUUAGCAAACUGAGAAAUUGAUACUCAAGGGGGCGGUGGGCGGAGAUAGCUAUCACUCCAAAACUAGGAUAACUCAAAAACUCAGCACACCUAUUUUCACCCAGUUCUGUAGACAAGUAACUGUGACUUUAUGAGAUUUGGCUCUGGAAGAGGUGGGAAUUGAACUGAAAGGAACACUUUCCUCAGUCAAUGGAAGUGCUGAUUCCACUGGUACAGGCAGAAUUUGAGGGAGUGUUGUUGACACAAUUUGUGUAAGUGACAGACUAUCGCUUUGAUGCCUGCCUCUCUUUCUUAGGUAAUUGCUUGGCUUGAUUGGUCUUUGACAGCUGAUCUGCUGCAGCAAUUUUACACUUUGGGUAAUCAAGCGCUGGUUACCAGUCAAUAGGCAGUGUUUUAGAAAGGCUUGCAUUUGCAUUAAUCAUGCAACCUGCAAUUGAGCAACACUGGGGCUUGUUUGUUUUCCCUCCUCUCAGAGCGCUGUGACUGCAGUAAUAAACACAGACUGUUACUCAUUUAAAUUUGACUACCAUUGAAGCUGGACUAAUAAGUUAAAACUGUUUGAUUGGUUGAUUUACGAGUUAUGUGUUGCCAAUUUCCGCCCUCCCUUCCCUACAGGUGGGCGGGGUUUGCAGCACUGAGCAGGAGCUCACCUGGACGGGUACCUCCCACCUGCUUGGGUUGGCCGUUGACCCACCCUUAGCCAGGGAGGACAAGGGAUGGACGGCCGGGGGUGGGACUAAGGCCAAAGAAAAGAGGCUGACCCCUUUGACCAAGCCUCAUUUGGUUUUCUUCCUUCUAGGAUGUGGCUCUGUAGAGACCUCAGGCUGGCUAACAGCAUGGUAA
This is a messenger RNA of Podarcis lilfordi (Lilford's wall lizard), 81810 nucleotides long. NCBI's taxonomy places the organism in Eukaryota, Metazoa, Chordata, Lepidosauria, Squamata, Lacertidae. The record is from the annotation of a GenBank genome assembly.